Messenger RNA from Xyrichtys novacula (pearly razorfish), 88827 nucleotides. NCBI's taxonomy places the organism in Eukaryota, Metazoa, Chordata, Actinopteri, Labriformes, Labridae. The record is from the annotation of a GenBank genome assembly.
CCAGCCUAAAAAUCCGCAAUCACAUUUGAACAUCACGCUUGGCUCCGCCUACAUCCGCUUCCCAAUAAUCACAUUCAGACAGAUGUAAACACAGCGACAACAGGAGUCACUCAGGAGACGGCCUGACUUAAACUCGGCUUCAUUUUUCUUAUUUUUGUUGCUGUUGUUGUUAUAAGUGAUGUCCGCUGUAGACAGCGCACUGUCAGUGGCACAUUCAGUGGCUGUCAUCUUGUAACACGUGGAUUUUUCCACUCAACACCCUGUGUUUCUACAGAGCUAGCGGCGUGAACGAGGAAUUUGUAAGUAGCGGAAAACGGUAAUAUGUUUUUCUCUAGUGUUGUUAUUUAUUGUGUCUCUAUAUGAGCUAAAACAAAAAGGGAAUUCAUUGAACUUUAUUCUACCGGCUGCCAAGGGUGAGUUUUCAAACGUGCCUUUUCCGCAUGCGCCGUGCACGUUUGUUGUCACAUGUACGUGUACAACAAGGGAUGUUCAAGAGCGUUACACAAACUGACCAUAUCACUCUAUUGAAUUAACUUUUUAAAAUUCAUACGUAGACAGUGCUAACUCAUUGUGAAGACUUUUAUCUCACUAGUGAUAGUACCGUUAGCUUCACUGAGAUGUGGGACUCCUAUUACCCAUUCUGGUGUUUGAGACACCUGCAACUCAUGCUAUCAGCUAACUGUGCUAACUAUGAAAACGACAAGAAGUAUUAAUAAAUAGUGAGUGACUUAUGUUUUUAGUGAAACUGAACGUGUUUGGGUAUUGGCUGUAUAAAACCAGGUCGUUUCUGACUGAGGUGGGUAAACUGGAGCAGACUUUUAUAGGAGUGGCUGAUAAAGAUUUUAAGCUCACCUCAAACCAAAAUGGCUUAUUUCCACAAAUGUUACCCACUUCACCUUCAUGUUAGGAUGAUUUUCUUUAGCCAGUCAUGUCAGCCUUUAGAGCGUGGUGGAGCUGUGUCACUCAAAUACCUCGGAUACUUUGGUGAUAGAUUCCUGGAGCCAUGGGCUUCUAACAACCACCUUCAAUAAGGACCUUGUACCCAUUUUUAACAACCCUCAGGCUCCCAAAUUAUGGUGUGCUUUGUUAUUACCCCACAUGGAUUCUGGGUCUUCAGUCUUUGUUACACUUUUGGCAUGAUGACGCUGUAACCCAGAUCUGCAACCAGUAAAGCUUGUCAAAAUUAUCAUUCAGGUGGACCUUCCAUUCUUUCAAGUGUGAACAUGGGCUAGGCAUCCUUAAAAUUCUAAUUCGAAAGAAUCCAGAACAUGUUAAUUGUCGUGAAUAAACAGUAAAAUGGUAGACCAUGAGAAAUGUCACAAUUGCCCAGAUUUCCCAGAGCCAAAGGAUGAGACAUCUUCAUGAUUAUUUUGUCCAAACAGCAACUUAACUUAUUUGUAGAUUUGGUCUCCGCUGAAGCUAUGUGGAUCAGGAUUAUGAUAUUAAAGCCAUAAAAUCAUGUAGUGAUGAUAACCAUGGAAGGAUUAGGUAGGGUGCUGUAUUCCAAAAUUGACACUAUUGUGUUGUUUUUUGCCCACAGAGGAAAAAACAGAGAAUAUGGACUACUUGCCUGACGACAACUCCAGGUACAAAGAUGUUGACUACUGGGAUGACCGAUACAAGACAGAGCAGUGCUAUGACUGGUUGGGCAGCUUCUCCAAAUUCCAGCACCUUAUAGAACAACACAUCAAGAAAGAUGACUCUGUUCUGAUACUUGGUAAGUUGUUUAAUUUCUUCAGAUGCGUUUUCAGUUAGUUUGUUUGUUUUUUCGGUCAAGAAAUCCUGUAUUUACCAAAAAUCAAAAGGAAAAAGGAAAAAAAAAAACAAGACAAAGACUUGGUUUUCAUUGACAUAUUGAAACAGGCUGUCCACUUGUGAGAGACAUCUCCAAAAUAAUUUACUUUAGAAGGCCGCUUUAUUGUUAUCAAGUCAUCAUCAUUGCUCUAAAGUCUACAUCCUGAUGUUAAAGGCUAUUACGCCUGCUAUCAUUUGUCAUUAUGGGUCUCGGAUGUAAUCAUCACGGUUGUCAAUGAUGGCAUUAGCAUCUCUAAUGCUGCUGUUACGUCCCCUCAGGCAGCCAUGUGUCUUGAAUUGUCUCUUUGGUAGGGUAGUAGUGGAAGAGGGCAAAGUGCCUCUCAAUAAACAGGAUUCAAUAGAUUUGAAUGUGCAAACAUCUCCCACAUUAAUCACUACUUAAUUCAGGCUUAUGGCAAUCUUAGUAACAUCUGGUGAUGUUCAAGACUGCUUACAAUUUAAUGUGUCUUUGUGCUGUUAUAAGAAUUAUAUUAUUAGAAUUUGAAAUGAUCUGUUUAAAGUUAGUAACAAAUAUUCAAUUGGCCAUGCUAUGGGCACAUUUCAGCCAACACUAUACAACAAAAUACAAAUAAAAAGGUCAAAGUCCAACAUCACUUUAUCUACUUUUUUAUAGGCUGAAUUCUGGUGUCCUCACUGAAGUACACGUACCUUUUAUAAAAAAAAUCUUCUUAUGCCUUUUUACAGCUUAAAAGUCUUAUGAAACACCCAGCAUUUCCUCUUAUUUCUGUAAGUUUUUAGUCAAAGGAACACUUCUUUAAUCAAACAAGCUGAACCACCAUGUAGUUUACACAAACAUCCACAGGAUGUCACUGUGCUCCUACAGAACAUAGCCGCUUUUGCUUGCACUCAGCACUACCUGCAGCACCUGCUUUUAAAUGGCACUGCAGCUCUGUAAACCGUGCUGCAAAAACACUUGAGGCAUUGAAUCUGUGUUUAUGAAGUCUGGAUGUUAAUUGGAGUUAUUCAACAUGUUUGUAUGAUUGUAUUGCAAGCAGUUUUUGGAUAUAAGUGGUUCCCUCUUGGUUUAGUAUUGAUUACAAACUAAUGUUACAUUGCAUCUGUUCAUCAUUUAAUUAUUGAUUUGCUAUUUGUGCAACAAUAGCCAUAGAAAGUGUUUAGCCAGGGAUGUUGAUUGUUACGAUUAUCACUGAUGGAGUUACUCUUGAUACAAUGAAAUCAAUAGCAUCUUUAAUGCUAUAUCAAACACUUCAAAUGUUGUAAGGACUUUCUUUACCUUGAUUUAAUUCUUUAGCUCUACAUUAGGACAAGGUAAAGGCAGAAACACAAGCUUCAAAGUCUUUUGUUCCUAGACUGUUAUACCUCUACUGAAGCAUAGGGGGCUGUGGUGGUCUGCUUUUCUGUUUGGAGCCUUGUUGAUGCAUGCUCAGAGGAGUUUGCGUGGUGUGUGUCUGUGUGUGUUAGGGGGUUUGUUAAAUAUGUGUCAGGGAGCGACAGGGCUUCUGCUCUGUGUGUGUGUAUGUGGGUAAUAAGGGAGGGGUGCUGACAAGGAUUUUGAAGUUGGGUAUUUGUUGGUCGACAAAUGUCCGCACUUGUUUUGCUGCUGUCUCCUUACAGUGUGAACCUCUGGACAACUCAUAUUCCUGAAUCUGUUCCUUGUGAAAAUAACUAUGCACGCUUGUAAACUGUCUUUGAAAUGCAUUGAAGGUAAAGUGAUCGAUAGACAAAUGGAUAAUGUGCUGCCUCACUUUUUCAGUGUGCGUCACAGGCACACCUACAGCAGAGGCGUGAGUGGGCUCUGGAGUCUGAUGUACAAGAUAUCUUCUCUCGCUUCGCUCUGCGCUACUCUACAGCAGGCAACACCAGGGUAGACCACUUUCUGCACGCUGAUUUAAACCCAAAGGAGAACCAUUAUAUCGCAUGAGAGCACUCAUCUCAGAGGGCAUCUCUCUCUCUCUCUCUCUCCCGCGCUCUCUUUCUCUCUCGAUUUUUCCCUCCUCACUAGAUCGCGGAAUCGCACGUUUCUGUCACCAGCACGUGUUCACAUCUUCUUCAACAACACAUGCACAGAUAAGACGCUAUAUAGAGAAGUGUAAAGAUGUGUGAACCAUCACGUGUUGUGCAGACAUGAAGAGCCCUUAAAAGCACUUAAGUAAGACAGCACCUGGACAACUGCCUGCCACGGUGGCAAACAAUUCCCAGCUAAACUCGCUUGUCAAGUCUGUAAAACCAGAGAGACUUUCAGCUCAUAUGAGGUGACACAAUAAAUCACCGUCACUAUAGGGGAAUAGGAUAAAACUUGGCAGAGAGGAGGGAAGAUGUGAAGAAAGACUCGGGGGUGAGAGAUGGAUGAGAGGUAAAUAACUAAUCAGGUUUGGACUGCUCAGCUGUCUCAGAUGGAGGUCAUUUCCAUUAAGAUAAUCUGGCCAGCACAGAGCGAAAGAGAGGGAGACAGGGAGCUACAAGGGAGGGAGGGAGGGAGGGGGGCAUAAAUGAGGAGAACCAGAGUGCUCUGCUGCAUGCUGAUGACAGUUUUGAUAUCUCUCUCCUUCAACAGGGAAUAUUUUUGCUGUGUUUCAGUUCAUGUCCUCAGUUAAUCUGUGAAGUUUCACUGCUACAGUCUCUUCACACGCUGUCAGCCUUUGUUGACCUUGAUCUCCCCCACCCAACUUCUAUCUGCCUGCUUUAUUUUAAAACCUGCAGAGAUUUCUUCCUCAUCACAUCAUUCCUCCGCCCCACUCUCUCAGUAACCCACUAUUGCCUUUAACUAUAUGAUCCAUUCUUUGUCAGCUAACUCCUAGUCAGCAGUAUUAGCGUGACGUCAAGUAAAACCGCACACAGUCUUGUCUCUGUAUGACAACAGUUUAACAAUAAUCUGAAAUGAUACCAGAAUAUGUAAGAAUAAAAAAUCAAACACUGGUGUAAUCUCGUCUAUUUUUGGGAUUUCAUCAGAGGGGAGGUGACGCAACUGAAGUUGAAAUAGGAUCAUAAUAUACAAUUCAUUUUGAAUCUGUAAGCUUUAUUGGCAAGAAAGUUUUAAGAACAAUGUCACCGGAGCAUCAAAAUACAUUUUGUGGAAGAUUUAGGUAGAACAUCGUCACAGAUUAAAGUCUGGUGAUGGAGGACGUCACAUGAAAGACCAGAAUAACAUCAAGGUGAUCAAACAAACAAGAGUUUUGUUGUGCUUCUAAAGCCUGAUUUAACUUUUCCUUGAGCGCCAGAUCCCAUUAUCCUGCAAAACAAGUUGUUAUCAUCAUUUAUUUGUGUCUGUUUUUAUUUUCAGGUUAAAAUAAAAGGUUUGAAGAGGAUAACUACAGACAGGUUAGGAAAUCAGAAACUGCUAAAAGUCGGGCAAACUCAUACGUGGCUGUAUUGUAGGAAUAUUAUAUUAUAGGAAUUUGUUAAAAUAAAAAGAGAAUUAUUACCAGAAUUCCCUUUUUAAAGGAAUAUUUUAAAAAGUGAUUUUCAAUUUGAAAACGAUAUAUAUUUAUUUUUACAAAAUGAUAGAUAUUUGUCAAGAUAUUCACUUGAUUCAUAGAGAAGAAACACUUUAUCCAUUUUAACUCUCUCCUCUAAUGUCUGACCCACACACUGAACCUGUUCUAAUAUUACACUGUUGUUGAUUUUUUUCAUAACAGCACAAAAGUAGAAACAGUAUUGAUGUUCUCGUCCCUUUGGGAAAGACAAGGUGGUAAAAUCAUUCAUAAUAGCUCAUCUAGGUUGGAAGCUGACUGCCUACUCAGACACCCACUCCAACCACAGUGACAGGAGGUCAGCGUUGUUGUUUGCUGGCACACGCCGCUGAAAGUUUCCCAUUUUGAAUCCAAUGAAAUUUUCUUGGAAUAAUGGGUUGUAAGUCAGCAUGAAUUUAGAAGUGAGUUGGCUCUUAAAUUAGCCUGCAGUCAUGUGAAAAGACUGUUCCAAGAACGCGAGUGAGGCUUGUAUUUUAAAUGCUACACAAAUGACAUGUUAGUGAAUGUCUUAUUCGGUUUCGUAAUGUGACACAACCAUGCUCAGUUUUAGCUUCAUGGUAGGCUGGAGUCUGCAGUGGUGUGUGUCAGAGCAACGCCUCAAGCAAGUCCUGACCCCUCCACCCCACCUGACCUGUAUGUGUGUUAGCCACAUUACCGAGCAUUAACAAUGAUCAGCCGGGUCCAGUUCCUGCCUCACAGAGCCACGCUCCUUCUUUUACUGCUCGCUCCAGGCUGCUGCUAGUGAUGUAAUGACCCCACGUCUCCCAGUGGUCAGCGCUCAUGCCUCAUUCCCCCAAGGCGAGUGCCGAUGAUGUAAUGGCUCAGCUCUCCAGCGGUGAGGGGGAUUGAGAUUUUUAUGUUCCUAAUAUGUUCUCUACAUGUUAACCCCAAUGCUCUCUGUGUGGAGGGUAAUGACGCCAAACCUCGUCAGUCAGUUUCUGACCACAGGGCUGCCGAAACAUGUGUAGGUGAAACCAGUGCUAACAUGGAAGAAAAGAGCCUGUGGAGUGCAUGCUAACACACAGAAUGUUACUCAGGAGGAUGUCUACAAUUAAUUAAGAUUUCUCAGACCGUUCACAUGUACAGAUUUGCCAAAUUUCAUACUUUUACAUCCAAAUGAUGGUUUCGUCUGUAGGUUUGAUGGGGUUUGCCAGUAUAUCAACAGCCUGUUGGCUGUUUGCCUGCUGCCAUCUGGGUUUGUUGUUUUGCCUUGGUAUUCUUCCGUGUGUGAGUGUUUGUGUGAGUGUGUGUAUUUGUUUAUAUUUAGUGCUGCGCAUUAGUGCUGGUUUUGUUUUUAUCACCAUAGUAACAAAAAAACACUGGGAAUAAACUCCUCCUGUCAGACAGGUAAAAUGCAUGUAAAUCAUAUUCAUACACAUUGACUCUCACCAUAUUUGACCUUUCAGACUUGAGACUCGAAUGUAUGAUCCCCGUGUUCAUACCACUUGGCAAAGAAGACUAAAACCCCAGCUUGCUGUCAGCUGCUCUCAGAUACAUUGGUGUCAGUUUGAUUGUCACAGUUUUAAAGGCUGCUAAGGUUUCUGAGGAAGCUGAGCAACUGUAAAAACAAUGCUGUUGACGAGGAUCCUCUGAGUAAGAAGAAGAGCACAUUUCCAACUUGAACUAUUCUGUAUGAAUUAUUUCAUCCCAAUUCCCAAAAUCAUGUGGACAUUCAUCAUCAUUAUGCACAUUGGAUUUUUUUUCCUGUAGUCUUGUCCUGAAGUUGGACCUAUUAUUUAAUCCCUUUGCUGAAAUCAGCUGGAAAGUGACACAUUUCUAAUUGUACCAGCUUCUAAAAUCUGUGUUUCUCUUCUUUGAGGGCAAAAACGACAAGAAAUAUUUCCAGUUUGAUCACUAAAAUGUUUUUUUUGUCUGUGAGUUCCUUCAGCGCUAAAGAUACACAGAUCCAGAUCGUAAAGGCAGAGUUACACUGACAGGAUUAAGCACAAGUUCCUUUAACUUUAACUUGUAUCUGCACUCCAAGAUGAUGUUUUAGAGGACCUAACACUUUUUUUUUCAUUUUUCAUUUUUUUAUCCCUCCCACAAUCCCAUCCCACUCAAAGGUGAGCUAUCCUAUGAAUCCAUAACAGCAUGUAAACAGUACAGAAUACACACAACAAAUACAUGAAUAAGGAAAAUGAUAAGGUAAACAAACAAAUGAAAUGUAAAGAAAAAAAAAACCUUUUCAGUAUUAAAAUUUAUGUCUUAAGUCCUCAUUCUGUCAUGCUUAAUUUAGUUUAAGGUGUCAUAGUACUCCUAAGUAAAUGUUUCCAGGACUGUGGGAUGCAGUUGAAUAGUCCAGAAAAGGUUAUGAAUGACAGACGAGUUUGAAAGCAAAAUUUCUAUGCAGCUUGCCAUCGUCUUUCCAGCCAAGCCAAGAAAGUAAUCAGUGGGAUGAAUUGAUAGUAAAAUAAAGUCUGCUCCUGCCCUACUGUUCAUGCAGCAGACUAUAACUGUAGACUGGCUCAACCCUCUUUUAAAUGUCCUACAUUGCUCCCUCUGUAGCUCACCCACUGACACCAUUGUCGUGUCAGUUUGUGGGUCCCUGUGGCUCAUGAGGGUGAUGUAAGUGGUGAUUAUUGGCAAGGGAAUUGUGACAGACCACGAGUGUGACUGUUAAAGUCAGCUGUUCUGUAACUAUGUAUGGCGCAGGGCCUUGACUGCAGUGACAUUACAUUGCUAAUAAAGAACAUUACUACAUGCUAGCAACAAUGUACAGUCUUCCCCCCGCCGCUUUGUCUGCCUCCUACAUGCCCCGUCUUGCCCAUUUAUUCCACACACCUGUUGCCUUCUCUCCCCCUCUUAUGCGUGCUUCCCCGCACCUCUUAACACUCCCUCACUUCCUCCAUUUCUUCUUUGCUUUCUCACCUUACUUUUUCCUUGGCGACUGUUACCUCAUUUAUACCCACCCUGCCCUCCCCUUUUCCUACUUGUCAGUUUUUGAUAUCAAAGACAUCCACCUGGGUGCCUUGAGCCAGUCUGGUUAUAUAUAGAUGGAGCCGAGGUGUUUACAACUGUGCUGGUAGCUGUGAGAGAUGCACUUUCCUCAGGAGAGUCCAGCUAACUGUUGGGGGGCUAUUACGUUGAGCGAUGGCUCAUUCAGAAAUUGGCCUGCCACUAGAGAUGUAGACAUUUUUAGGCCAGCUCUCAGCCACUAAUGUUUGUAUGACAUAAGUGUACAGUUUUGUAUGCUUGUAAUUACUAUGUCACUUCAUGUAACACACACCAGUGUAACUGUACAUCUAGACAGUUAGGCUGUGGAGUAAAUUCCUCCCAAUGAGCAAUAGACGGCUAUUAGACGUCUAGUUUUUUCUAGGCCUAAUUUCAACCGUCUAGAUUCUGUAUAUUUUAAGACAGAAUUUAGACGUUGCACUUUAACCCAUUAUUCGAUAACUAUCUAUUUCAAAAAGCAACUGUGAGUUGCAUAACUGAUCUCCAAGUACUUAACCAAAAUAAUUAUGAUAGCAGUUGGGCAACAUACAGUGUACUAUAGAUAUAACUCAGAUUGAGACUUGAUCUAAACUUGGUCUAAAAAAACUCCCAGUGGGAGGAAUUUACUCCACAGCCUAACUGUCUACAUGUACAGUUACACUGGUGUGUGUUACAUGAAGUGACAUAGUAAUUACAAGCAUACAAAACUGUACACUUAUGUCAUACAAAAAAACUCCCAUUUUUAGACCUGAGGUAGCCUGAUUUUAGACCAGUCGUCUAGGCUACAUUUAGAUGUCCAUUAGACCUCUUUUAGACUAAAAAAUGCUCAGUGGGCUCCCAGCACAUGCUGAAAGAUUCUGCAGGGCAUGAAUACAGUCUGAUGUUUCUUCACGUGUCUUUUUCAGCUCUCACUUGACUGCAAAUUAUGCCAAAAGGACAAUUUUCUCUGUAUGUCAAAGCAAAAUUAGAGACGAGCAGGAUCUGAAGAAACCUAUGAUUAAAAAUGGACAAGGUUGUAGACCAGUGCUGGAUUUUCAGGCCCCCAGGCAGCUCCUCAUCAAAAACAGACUUAACACUGUAGUGGGAAACACAAUGGACUCAAAACCACUUCCAAAAAAAAACAGUGUCUUUGCGUACAAGUCAUGCUUAAAUCUGCAAAUUCAGAUAAAAACUGGACAAAGGAAAGAGCAUGAUCUAGAAAAUGCCAGCAACAUUCAGAAGUGGUAUUGGUGCCAUACACAUCUGUGAAGGCACUAGUAAUGCUAAACAUUAUAAACGGUUUUAGAACAACAUGCUGCCAUCAGGUUUAUUACAUAUUUCACCAAUAAAAUGACUACAGUAUAGCUCUGUAUGCUGUUUAUUUCUCGGUAUACCCAUGCAGUGCUUGCCAAACCGGGGAAUCUACAGUGCUGGCUGAGGAAAGGGAUUUCAGUUCAGUGUUAACAGGGAGAUCCGAGGUGACAGCCCUCUCACAUCCCUUUUUUCUGCAGUGUUAGAAACGCACCCCCACACACAAGCACAUACACACAAAUACGCACUGACUCAAAAUGCUGAUGGGAUGGAAAGCCACUGGCAUCACACAGAGAGAGCGUGGGGCUAGAGUGAGGGAUUUGAAGUCAAGAGUUAUGUCUUGGCAGAUAUCAGAUAUAUCAGCAGAUGUAGCUGGUAUCAGAUAUGUUGUUGCUCAAGGAAAGAUGAAACCUCAUUUCUCAAUGCAAGUUUCCACAUCUUACCUCCUAAUGUUUCACCUCCUGCAAUCCUAUUUUCCUCUCCUUCGGACCCCCUCUCUUAUGUGUCUCACUUUAACACACAGACAUGCACACACACACUUCCGUCUCACACUUGGAAUAACAAGAGUGAGGAAGAAGCGUUUUUGGUGGAGGUAACAGAACCACGAGACGGGCCUCUGCCAUUUCACAUUUGCCCUUCCUUUGUAUUGACUGCAGCCUUUCUUUCCUGUGACUCGGACACAGAAUCCAUCUGAUCAGAUAAACUUGCAUCAGCUCUGCUCUCCCCGUCACUGUCCUAGUUUGUGCUGGCAGUGCCAUCCACCUUUUUCAUGGGAACAUUUAGGAAGAAUACAGUGUUGAUUUAUUGUAUUUGAAGGAGGUCUUAUUCUCUGAGGCUGUGACAGGCUCUGUUAUCUUUUAAGGGAGUGUCUGAAUUAUAUUGCUUUGAAAGUAUGGAAGGGUUUCCAUGUUUUUUCGAGUUAUAAUGAGCGACAAUGAGGCAGCAAUAUUACGUUGGGUUAUUUUGGUCAGGAACAAGGUGAUGCAGUGAUGAAUUAAGCUCCAAACUAAAUCAGGAGGGGUUGAUGUUUUUGUAGUGUCCUCUUGCGCCAAGCGGGGGAACACACACACACAAAUACACACACUUCGAUAUUUUCUGUUGAUGCAAACAAAAGCUCUGCUCUUACCUGGAUGGGAUACAAAGCUGCAGCAGAUUAGGUGUGCUGUGUGAAUGAAAGGCAGGGUGGAUGAAUGAAUGAAUGAAUGAAUGGCUGCAUGGAUGGAUGAAUGAAAAUGGAGGUGGAGGAGGGUGCACCUUGAGGCCGAUAGACUUGUACCCCUGGUCUUUUCCCCCUGUCUCGGUCCUCCCUUCCCUCCCCUUCUCCUCCGCCUCCUGAUUGGCCACUUCGUAAUUCAUUUUUUUCUCGGGGAGCCCUAACCAUGCAGCAGUCAGUAAGUCAGUAAGGGCAACCCCCCCUCUCCCCUUCCCCUCCCUCCCUUCAUUUUGCCGCUGUAAGGAGUGGUUCUGUUUAUGAAUGAGCCUCGGAGCCGCAGAAUGUGAAUGAAAAAUAAGAGCGGCAGCAAGCAGAUAUGGGUGCUUGAAUGAAAUGCAUCAGAAGAUGGAUGGAAAAUGGUGGAUGGAGACCUUAAGGGCUGGAUAGAGUAGAGGAGGAGAGCGGAGGUGGUGUGUGGGGCAUUAAAAAUGAGGAUACGUGGGUAAUUUUGUUGGAGAAAUAGCAAUCUAUCUGCUGUUUCCCUUUAGAGAGACCGUUUCAGUGUGUGUGUGUCUCAUCAGUAUGCAGAUCAGGGAGGAUGCUGGGAAGGUGGAUACCUGUGCUGGUGGCUGCAGUGAGCAAAUAGGCAUCUCCAAUACCUCACACACAAACACACUUAUGCUUACUGCUUUCUCUGGUAGCUGGUGGUCCGUGCUUUGAAUAAUAACGGGGUUACCCGGGCAACCAGGCUAGGAUGAUCGAUGAGCCCGGCCCUGAUAAACAGAGCACAGAGCGAGUGUGCUUGAGUGUGUGUGUGUGUGUGUCACAGGGUUUCUCAGUGUCGCAGUGGGAGUUUCUUUGUUCUGAGACAAUUGGAAGAUAUCUUACUAUCAAAUCUCUUCUGACCUGUGAUUAUGUGUGUUUGUGUUUGCAUGUGGGUGCGUGGGGGAGACACAGGCACACAGGAUUCAUGUGUGGUGCGAUUGCUGUUUGUGUGUGGAUGUGGAGGUUCAUCUUUUUCAGUGAAUGAGUCUGUUCUCAAUGACACAAAAAUACCCUUGGUGAGAGGGUAAGUGCAGGCGUACUGUGGGGGUGAACGCGCGCUCUUCUGACUCAUUCACUUAAGGUAAUAAUACAGCCACUGGAAGGAAAGAGGGUGUCUCACUGUUACUCACCACCACACAGUGUGCAAAUUAUAAGUUAAUCCAACGAUUUGAACUGGCCACUUGAUCUGAUUAAAUACGUGCUGCACACAAGUACAUUUAUAGAAGUGCUGCUGUUGUUGAGAGGGAGUUAGCAUGUUCAGAAACACAAAGCGGUUUGAACGACAGUUGAAAAUGACAAAGAUGGGUAAGAGAAAACAAAUACCACACCCAGAGAGAUCUUUGCUCUAAUUCACGGUCAUAGUCUCAAAUGUUCUCACACAUAUGGAGGGUUUUACUUCGACAGACAGGCAAAGACAUUUUAAUGAAACUAUUUUUUACAAAUUAUAUUGCAGAGAUAAUUUAUAAAACAGCUAAUAUCUGGCAAGGGAACCUUCUUGGCUUCUUUUAGCAGCAUCUGUGUGUCAGCACAUCAUAAGCAGAACAAGAAGUUUAUUAGAGGUCAGUCAAUGUCAAAGAAGUCAUAAAAGUCUUUUGAGUAUGUGUGAACUAAACAAAUGAUAACUUCGACAACAGUGACUGACAAGUGUGAUGUCAAAGGUUUCAGGAACCCGAAUUAAACAACAAAAAGAAAAUGUUAUUACUUUUUCUUCUCUCAGGAAGCAAUAUCCCCAAUAAGCUGGAUAAUCCAUCAAAUACUGAGUCAGGAGUUUUUGAGGAAAAAAGUCAUUCCUGGAUAAUCCAGAAAGAAGGAAAUGUUGAUAAACUGACAGACUGUUUUUUGCUGACUGUCAGUAAUAUUGUUGUCAAUGUUGAGAGGACCGGACUCUGUUAACCCCAAAUAUUAGACAUGACUACUGCGUCUGAAUAGGUAUCAUAGACUGUCUAAGAAAAGGCACCAUGAGUGUUUACUGAAAGUGACGUCAAAUGAUUUAGAGCUCCCCCUGCUGAGUUGUUGCAGUAAAGGUCUUAAACAGAUAGAACAUGGGUCUGUGUUACAGCAGUAUAAUUUGUUGGUGUCUGUAAAGUUUGGCUUCACUUCUUGGAGUAGGUUAAAAUGAAAGCAUUUACAGUCGAUGACAAAUAUUUGUGGGUAAUUUUUGCGGAAUUGUACCUUGUUAAUUGUUUCAUUAGACUUGUUUCAAGGGUUGUUGCUGCUGGUUGUUGGUCUAAAUAAUUCAUCUUGCAUUUUAAAAGGUUUCACUCAAUAUUCUGUUAUUGUUAUAAGUGAUCCCUGUGUUAGGGCUGGGUGAUAAAGCGAAAAUUUACGAUACAGAAAUUUACAACAAUAACUGAUGUCAUUUUGCCCAUAUUGGUAUAUUCAAUGUAAAAAAAAAAAGUUGGUUUUGGAUGUGUGUAGGUAGGCUAUGGUCUCAUAACCUUUAAGACGCUGUCCUACGUCAGAAACAUGACUCCACCCCAUCCAGUCCGUAACAAAGAGGGAAAGACAGGUGAGGAGAUGGAGGACGGUUUGAAAGUUGUAGCGGCUGGAGCGGCAGCUGAAGUAGACAAAGUUAAUGUGGGAAAGGUUGAGCAGCUUGUGCAGCAGUUAUCGUCCAUUUAUCGUUAUCAAGGUGAACUGAUCAAUAUAUCAUGAUAUUGAUUUGAGGCCAUAUCGCCCAGUCCUACCCUGUGUGGACGAGGUUUGUUGAGAUGGAAUCUUGGCCACAAUCUGAAACGGAGAUGGUGCCAGGGUAGAGAGCAGGAAGAGGUCAUGACUGGUCAUGGAUGUCGUUCUUUUACAGGUAGACAAAGAGCAGCUAUUGUAUUUAAACUGCCCAGGUGUUGUCUCUGUGUGGGAAAUACUGAGUAGCACCAGUACAGUAGCUGUGAAUGCAUAAAUAUAAUGUUAGCCUUCUUGAAACUGUUGGGAAACAGUCCGUUUGAAAUUGAUUGAUUUUCUGUCACAGACACGAUGUUCCAACAAACCUGAGUGGUUGCUUGUGGACUCUCAAGAAUUUAAUGGUGAUUGGCAUUCACAUAACCUUCUCUGUCUGCACUGCACACCUCUGCAUCACAUUAGCCUCACUCCCUCCCUCGCUCCUCUCUUCCUCUCGCCUCUUCCAUUUCUGCCUGUCCUCUCUCUUCCUCCCUUCCUCCCUCCCCUGUUAGAGAGGAGGAGGAGGUGGAGGAGGAGGAAGGAAGAGUAGCUGCUGAGAGGUGCAUCUGCAGCCAAAGUCGCCUCUCAAGAGCUGGAGUGUCAUCCUGGAGCUCACAGUGCAUUUCCCACAAAGACAUUAUGUCGACCUCAAAGGGGGGUCAUCUAAGUGGAUUCAGAGAUGCGGUGCUCUUUUUGUAUGAAUGCCAAGAGACAAGCCUCCCUCGCUGUGACAGUCGCUGCACGUUGCAGCACAAAAUAGUCACUUCUCUCUGACCUUGUACACACAAAUCUGUGAUUCCAGGGACAGACUCUGUCCUUAAAAAUCAACAUAAAUCAUUAAAAUAAUGUCAUGGACUCUGCAUACACAUACAGGCAGUUGAAGCUUUUAGAAAAUGAUCAGAUUCAGAGGGCUUAUCAGCAUAAACAAGUAAACAAUGCUGAUGUGCACGACGCAGGGAAAAUGAAGCACAAAUGGCCUUUUUAUUAAGCCAGAGUGACGUAGCUUUUAAGUAAUCCUGUUAUGUUUGAAGGGGAUCAGAAUUAUCUCUAUCAUAAGACGAGCCUAAAUCCCCGAGGUUUUUAAGUGUUUGUGAGAUGAGAGAUACCUAAGAGCCUCUGCAGCGUCUGCAUCAGUAGGUAUACUACAGUUAGCUGAGCUAUUAAAACUCUGGUUAUCUUUAAAGUGCUUCUGUAUGUGUAUAUAUUGCAUGCCUGCAGAAAAUGUCCAUGCACACAAUUAAUUACAAACUUUGCUUACAUGUUUGGGACCUUUACAGAUACAGUACUACAGUGGUACAGUGGUUGGAUGUUUCUCUGCUCCAACACACCUGAUUCAAAUGAUCAGCUCGUUAUCAAGCUCUGGAAUGGUUUCAUAACGAGCUGAUUAUUUGAAUCAGGUGUGUUGGAGCAGGGAAACAUUCAGAACAUGCAGGACGGGGGGGCUCGAGGACUGGACUUGAUAACCACUGUAGUACUAUGAUGUUAAGGAUCUUCGGUAGCUUGUGAGAUAUAAAAAGAGGGUUUUAGCACUGUGUUCUGAGCCUCAAUAGCACCAUUAACCCAUUAUCACAUAUCUUCUGAGUAGGGAAAGCCCUGUCAGCGAGGUAAUGGCUCUGAGUGUGCGUCAUCAAUGUCCCAGUGCUUUCUGCGCUCUGUAGUGACGUACUGUUGCAGCAUGCCUGUUGUGACAAGAUUGAGUUACACACUUAAAUCACUUGAGAAUAGGGAAGUUGCCGGGUAAUUUCAGAGCCUUUGUGUAAAUCUACAACAAGGUACAAAGAAGCAGGAGAUGUAAUGCAGUACAUGACAGCUCACUGAGAGGACUGCACAAGAGAUUUUAUUGUGGGGAUAAGAUGCCCCUAAUCCACAGUCAGGGGCGUAAAAAGUCUAAAGACUGGUCUAUAUUAGUAGUCAUGUGGUCUCUGCAGCCUUAUGUAAAGGAUGGUGUUAAACACUGCAGCUGUCUCACUGAGGUUGAUAGGUUUUUAAUGCAGCAAGUCCCAGGGACCCAUGAGUGGUGGUUUGAGUGGUCCCUGGGAAAUUGAAUGGGUACUUGGUAAGAAAAAAAAAAGGUUUCUCGAGAAGAAGUGAGGGCUGCACAAGGGUUGUUGGUUUGAAAACAAUAUCGGGUCUUUUAGGGGGGAGUUUGAACGUUCUCCUCAUGCAUGUGUGGGGACUUGGAGGGCAAAAACCAAUGUAGAAUAAAUACCAACAUUUUAGAAGACUAUACUCUUGUUUAUCCCCCACUGAGAAGUCAACUUUAAGCUUUAGAGAAUUCAAGUCUUAUAAAUCCCUGUAAAUACCAUAUGCUAACCUCCCCGUUUCUUUUUUUUCCUAACCAACUCUAUAUCUUUCACCCUGACACUGCGUCACCGUCUCUUCAGAACACAUCACUAAUCUACUGUCCUCCAUCGGUGUAAGACCCCCACUGCAGCUAGGUUGUCAAAUACACUGAUUGUUUUUUUUUCUUUAUUUGUGUGUGUUUGUUUGUCCAAUAGGAUUUUUUGGCUAGCGCUUACUCUCCAUGAGGCGGUCCCUUCCACUCUUACAUAAUGCUGCUUGUAAUGCUGCCGGCACAGACUAACAGACCUCCACCUCUGCAUCAUCAAGUUAAUCGGCGUGUCCGACUGUCCCUUUGAGUCUGUGUCUGUGGAUCCGUCUUUUUGUCUGUUUGUUGCUCUACUUUUGUCUGAGUUACGUUUAAAUAUUCCAACAUUUUCCUCUGUCUCUACUUUACUUUCUUAACUGACAGAUGUACUCACUGAGUCUGUGCUUGUCUGUUGUUAAUUCUGUGUCUGUCUCUUUGCUCUGUUUGUGGACUCAACUUGUCAAUCUCUGCUUUAUUUUCCUGGCUGUCUGUACAUCUUUUCUCUCCAUCUCUCACUUCUGAUAUAGCAUGCAUAACAGAGUUAGUUCAGCUCCGUCGUGAUAUUCUUACGUAACUCUACAUUUGCCUUUGCGCUCUCCCUUAUCUGGACGGCACACACACACACACAUGCACACACAGAGGACAUCUAUUGGGAAUCAACAUCACAAUCUUUUGUCUCAUUUUAGUGGGAAUAUCAGAUUUUAUAUUGAACUUGUAAUCUGUGUGUGUCUGGAUGGCGUGUUCAGUUUUGUGACGAACAAUAAAAACAAUGAAAAGUUUGUCUGAAUGAACAGCAGAGACUUCUUGUGGCCAUUACAACUCUUUAGGAAGUGUGUUUGGUGACUUUUCCUGAAUAUUUUGUAUGGAGUAAUAGUGUUGCAAUGAUUUCUGACCAGUAUUAGCAAGUUCUUACUGGAGUUUCUCUCAGUUUCUAAUAGAUGUUCCUUGUAUUUUUCAGUGUUUUGUAGCAGUUUUGCUGAAAUUACUUUUAAUAUAUAUAUAUAUAUAUAUAUUUUUUUUUUCAUUUCAUCAUUUGACAUGUUGUCUGUGGAGAGAAUGUAGGUUUUGAGUUUGCAAGCUAUCAGACUCUAUCAACAUCUGAUACAGUGUCCUCUCCUACAUUUUCAGAAUUAGGGUUACACAAAUUAAGGCCAUGUAUCAAAUAAAGUGGAUCUUAAUAUAGUUAUAAAUAUUCAACUGAAGGGUAAAUAAAGGAGUUCCUACCUGAUUUGAGGGAGUACAUAACAUAGCCUCAAAGUAAUUGAGAAAACACUUGAGCAAAUACUCAAAUUAUUUCCCGCAUGCAAGAUUAUUUUUGACCCACCCUCUUUGAUGUCAGAGUAAAGUCGGCAUCACCAAAAACUAAAGUAUUGACUUUCUCUCCUAGGGUGUAACAUGAUAAUCAAAGGGGUAGAGGGAUGACGCCCAGAGGCUCUGCUUCUCGGCAUGAUCAAAUCACAAGAAUGUUUUCUCCAAUGUGCAUUUUACUGUGUUCCUGCAGCAUUUCUGCAGCCUCGCUAAAGUGUUCACUCCAAAUAGAAGCAGGAUGAAGAAUUUCAGCAUGUCACUUCUGCUUGGCUGCUGUGCCCUCUACUUUUGAUCUCUUCCAGUCACAUGCUUUACAGUGGAUGUUUUUAGGCAGAAGGGUACUGAAGGGGAAGUGGUGCAGUGAUGAGUGAAAAGGUAUUUUGAGGAAAAGUCUCACGUUUUAGAGGGAGGAUUAUGUUGUCCAGUGGUGCUAGGAUUAACUAGCGCCAUUAGAGCGCCACAGAUGACGGAGUGUGCGUCGCCUGUUUACAGUAUGUAGAGGGAAAUGAGGAGCAGAUGUUUUUCAUAGCUUUACUGUUUAACUUGAAAAUACGCGCACACAAACAGUUUUAAAAAAGAGAACAAAAGGAGAAAAAGAGAGGGAAAAAUCUUCGAGGUUCAAGCCUUGUAGUCGGUUUAAUGUUCAACUUAACACAAUCCCUGCAGUAUUUAAACAGGUUAGACUGUAUGAGAAGAAAGAGACAAACUAAACCACUAUUGCAGAGUCAAUUUCUUAGCUUGUUUCCAUGGAUACCUACUCCCUAAGACGAUAUUUAUUUAAAAUCACAUUGUUAUGCAUUAAGUUUACUGUUGGGACGUAAAGAGAGGGUGUUAUUUCUGUGCAGGCUUAGUGAGUGGGAGAAGCAACAUGGACCACAGCUUGUCAUAUGUUGGAUGCUGCUUGAGUGUUGUUUGAUACUAAAGGGAGAUUAUGAAUAGUGUGGGCAUUUCAUUUACAGUUCACCGAGCACCAUCUGUCUCAAUUAGACCGGAUUUUUACUUCAGCAUCGCACCAAAUGAAAUGUCCUCUUUGACUUUACCUUUUUACCCAAGAGGGUUUUUUUUUCUCCUGCAGCCUAUUUUAGUAAUUUUAGUAAUAGUAAUGGUUUGGGUAGAAACAAGAAUAUCUGUGAUAUUUAUCAGGGAACCCAAAGUAGUGGUCUGUACUACUCCAGAAAAAAAAGCCCUGGUAAAAAUGAGUCAGAGCCAGUUACAGCACGGUAAUGGUUGCCACCUCACUGAACCAUUACAGGCGGGUUAGUGUCCUGAUGUGUCACGGGGAGUGUAGGGCAGGGCAAUCAAUCGAGUUUGGAUUUCAAUUUGGAUUUAGGCUCCCCGUGAUUGAAAAGAUAUGUUAAUUGAGAUUAAAUGGUUACAGUGGUGCCUGCCAGUCUGACAACAGCCACUCUUUUUUCACAGUAGAGCUUGUGUUAGUUUGUUAAACUUAUCUAGAGUGAGAAGACAAGUGUGCAGCAACUGGAACUGGACUAGCAAGAGCGAUUGAAGACGUUGUGAUGAAGCAAAAUUUGUGUCAUAGGGACUUUAUUAGCUGCUACACUACUUUUAGCCGCUCAGAGCUCCGAGUAAGGCUGAGAGAGUGGGAGGGGACAAGUCGGAAACACGGGAGAGAGGUGUGUGGAAUACAGCGAGGUGAUUGGAUGGAGAGGCGGAGUAGGAGAUUGACUAAUAGGAGCUGUCUGGGAUGGAUGGCUCCCAUUGGUCAAUGUUUUUGCAGCCCUGCACCUGCUUGGGUUUUUUUCUCUUCACUUUGUGGAGGUCGCACUAUAGGACCAUGAUCGCUGAAUAAACGAGGUUCAUAAUAAUAACCAAUCUCUUCACUUGUCAAUGCCUUUAAAAUGCACUGGGCAAGAAUCUAAUUAUUGGCCGAAGCAUGUCCACCUCUGCUACAGUAGGUGGCAACAUGCUGUUAUGAAGGUUUAACCUGACAUGCAAACACUGGUGGUGUGUGCAAAAUGCAUGGUCCUGUUUCAGUUCCAUUGAGGUAGAGAAAACCGAUCCCCAACCGCAUUAUUCAGACAUGUUAGUCUGACUGUGAAGGUUUGAUUUCAGUACGAUUUCAUUCUGACUAUUCCAGUAAAUUGAUUUUUUUCAAGUGCAUGUAAACAUAUUGAGUGAGUAAUGUGAGAAAGGAGGGCUGUGUGGUCAAGAGUGUAUGGAUUGGCCGGGUGAGAGAAGAGAGGUAAACUGCGAGGUAAAAGAGAGGUUUAUGUUUCCUAUAUGAAAUUUGCCAGGUUUAACUUUAUGACAUUUGAGAUUUUUUUUAAUAUUAUCUAUUAAAGUCAGAUUUGAGUAAAAAAUUACAUUAAGAUAUUUAAAUUUUCCACCACAUCAAGUCCCUCUCCAUUGACAAGGAUGCAUGGUUGCUGGCUGUCGGCUGGCUGGUGGGAGGAAAACAUGCAUGCAGUCUUUUUUGUGUUGAAAUGUAAACAGGAGUAUAGAUGCAGAUUCUUGUUUUGUUCUGUUCCUGUUAACUCAGAUUUCCUUUCUUUAAGCUGCCUUUUGACUUUAUCCUUUCUUUUUUCUCCUGCUGCUUCCUCUCUUUUCUCUUAAAAGACUUCUCACGACUCAUUUCAGUCGCUCUCAUGCCACACAUUCUCUGUCUGCAGCUCCUCCUGAGCAUGCUCUGUUUCUAUGCCGAUCCACAUGUAUCCGUCUUGCUGUCAUUACCUUUGGCUCGCAGUCUCUUUUUGCUUUUUAUCCCUGGCAACCUCCUCUCAUCCUGGGUCCGUAGCUCAGGUUACAUAAUAUACAUUGGAGAGAGGUGAAGGGAGGAAUGGAAGGAGUGAUGAAGAGUGGAUGGAGGAGGGGAAGAAGAGACCCGACUGCUCUUCUGAGAAAGUGAUGUUUUCGCCUGGCUGAUCACUUGAUGCUUGACAAGACACAGUCUGGGUCUUUUUCCCUUUUUUGUUUUGUUGUUGUUGUUGUUUUUUUUCAGGACAAGAGAUUACAAAUGUGAGCACCACAUAUCCUUAUUUUUCUUGCAUAUUCUUACUAAGGUGUUGAAGUGAUUAACUUUCCAUCAUGGCACGAAUGCAUGUCUGCUUUGCUGCCCGUCUAGCUCGUUUUUAUCUUCAGGAGCUGACAUCUGGUCAGCCCAUCCUCUCCUCCCUCUUUUUUUCCCUUCCUUCUCUUAUCCCCUGAUCAUCUCAUCUCUAUCAUGAUUACACUUUACCUCGCUGACCUGCGAUGAUGUAACCCUUUUUUUGGCUGCAGACUUUACUAACCCCCCCUUGCAACCAAACAUUAUACUCUCCCAUCAUUCUGAGAACUGCCGUCUCUUGGUCUUUAAUAUCGGCCUCUGCCCAACACUCUUUCCUUUUGGGCCAUUUUUUUAAGGUCUUAAUCUUGCUCCUAAUACCAUUUCCCUGCAUCAGCUCAGUGUGGGUGAGGGGCAGUGGGAAUAAGAUUGAUGGAGGGAGAGACUUUGGGAUUUUUCCCAGAUAAUUUUGUGCUCUAGUUGUAUGAUUGUAAGGACUUACAAAGAGAUGGUAACACUCCAUUGUUGGUGCUGUUAAGUCAUGAGUUAAAGGAUGAUGCCUAAUGGCACUUAGCAGCUUUCAACACUGGCCUUUUCUCUGGACAUGUUUCAGAACAAGUUUAUGUUUCUUGCUGUGCCCCUGGCAGGUUUAAAACAUCUGAAUUAUAGAGCACAUUUUAAACUUGUUUGACUCUUUUAAGCAGGACAUUGUUAUUGUAAGACUUGUUUCUAAGUCAUAUCAAAGGAACUGUUCACUACUGCUGCUUAAAAGGGGUUUCUACAAGAGCCAGCUGUUGACCAAUAAAGCCAACUGGACUAGAUUGGGGCUGGGAAAGGUUUAUCAUGAUAUAUUUUUUCAUAACAGUCGAUAUUGAUAUACGUCAUGAUACAAAAAAUGAAAUUUAACAGUGCAUAUUGGUGGUCUGUCUUUUGCAGUACAGUAAGCUACUGCAUCUGUGAGGUCUUUGUGUCUCUUCGACAGGAUUUGUAAACUUUUGCAUCGUGCGUGCUCUGCCAUGUGGAACUGCUUCAGGUGGUGAAAAAGAUUUGAGAUAUUCCCCGACUUUACGAGAACAUGUACUCAACAUAAUUUGCAGUGCACAUUACUCUGCUUCAUGCCCAACCUCAAAAAACCCCAAAACCUCCACACCACCAACAUUUUCGUGCCAGUGUUGUCAACAAUGUCGUCAUCUGUUGAGUCUUCCUCUGCAUUUCUGCUGGGGGGUGGCUUUCAUUUUAUUUUUUUCUCACUAACAGUGCUGUCAGCUUCAUGUGUUAAAGUGCUAUGGUUGCAUGUAGCUGCAGCCUGCUACCAAGUAGUUGUUUGCUACUUGGUUCAAAUUAAGCACGAUUGGUUCAGCGCAGCAUGGACCCGGAAGAAUUCCCCUUUUUAUUUGCUAUUGGUAUAGUCUACCAAAACAUGGCAGAAUGCAGAGUUUUGGAAAGCAUACUGACCAUGUUUUAUAUUGAUAUUGAGGGAGAUAAAUUUUCAAUAUAUAUUGUUAUCGUUUUAUCACCCAGCCCUAAAUACUCCUGAUGACAGCUGUUUACUUUUUCUAAAGUUGACUCAAUAGACAAUUUUGAAUAAAAAGUUGUGACCUGCUCGUCCGGUACUUUCUGGAAGCACUUGCUUUUGCUUUUUAUCUAUAUGUAUCUGUAUUGGGCCUUUCUGUCAUUACAGGCUGGUUCACUUCACUUCAACGUGAUGGCGGCACAGUAAACAUUCAAAAGUUUUCCCAACACACACUGCACACAGACCUUCAUGAGCCCAAUGAUGACCAAACCAAUGAAUCACCUUCGCGUCACGAAUCAUCAGUCAAACAACUUCCAUGUGACCGCAUUAGGCUACAGCAGACCACUUGUUUCCGUUAUAGGUUCUUAUAUAAUAGUUUCUUAUCGAGCUGCAUCUGGCCUUACCCUGUACAUUUCACACUCCUCUGCUUCAUAACAAGACUUAGCAGGAGAAAUAUGCCCACAUGUCAACCUUGAUCCUGUAUGUGUGAGCACCAGAGCCAGGAGUGCUCAGCUGAGACGAGAUGUCAGUGUCUGAUAGAUUUUAGCAAAAUAAUUUAGUACAAGAGAAAAAACUGACUGCGGAGAGGUGAGUGAUUGGCAUCUCAAGCUGUUCCAGGAAAACGGUAGCAGCGGUGUGACGUCUGCGUGGUUAGCAUCAAAAGUGUUUCAGAUACAUACAGUUGAAGACUUACUGAAUGUAAAACAAAAAUUAAUUACCUUUAUCAUUUAAAGCACAUCUGCUUUUUACUAAUUCAAACAUAGCUGAACCAGGAGUCCCUCUCUUCUAAUAAGGGGAUCAAUCAAAGCCCAUUCAACAUAACUCAUGUGGAUGCUCUCUCUCUCUUUAAGCUGACGUACCAUGAGAUACGUCACAGAGGGAGUCAUAGACUAAUACAUCUUAGAUUAAUAAAUUAGAGGGUAAAACCUUUAAAGUUUGCAUGUGGAGUAAAGAGAAAAAGGCAUAUAUUUCCAUUUUAUGUCACCGUCUGAUAUUUUUUUUAUCAAAAUCAAAUCUGAACCGGGGACAGUCCCUGUAAGUUUCAACAUCAAUCAGCCUCGUGGGUCAACAGAUGAGGUCCCAUGUUAUCAGAGGACAGUCUGUGUGCUAACCUCUUUACAGGGACACAGCAGUGUGACAUCAUCAUCCGAUCACGCAGGCCGAGUCGAUUCACGAUUUCGCUUUGAAUUUAAUUGUCAUUGACUGUUGGACACCCCCUGGCCUUGGCAUUUCAUAGACUUUGCUCGUGAAAUCGUGAUUUACUGAAAGAGAGAGAGAGAGACAGAGAAGGAGAGAGAGAGAGAGAGAGAGAGAGAGAGAGAGAGAGAGUGUAGAAAAAUAAAUUAUGUCAAGGUUGUUCAGCUGUUUAUCCUCCGACAGAGAUUUUAAUCUGCAUCUAGUAUUAUUUUUUGUACAUUUUCUCAUACACGUUUGUGUGUGUGUGUGUGUGUGUUUGCAUUACUAUUCACCGAGGGCAGGGAAGGACAGCAGAGGAUGUACUGCUGCAGUACACUGGAAUUAUGAUGAAGUAAAGCUGUUUUAUCUACAGACUCGCUCUUUCCGCUUUGUAUGACAGAGACUUUGUUUUCCCUUUUGGCAUAAGAACGAAAGAAAACCACUUUCUUUGUUUAUUCGAUAUUCAGUAAAUUGUAUUUCAUGCAAACUGAUGCUUAACAGCAUGGCAUGCCCCCUGUGUGGCUGUUUCAGACAUUCAUUGUCAGGAUGAGUUUCUGAGACAUUUUCCAUCACACGGGAAUCAAGCUGAUUUUUGCAGAACCUGACUUUCUUUUGGUGGUAUAAAUGCAUUAACAGUUUUACUUGUCCUUUUUUAUUUCUUAUGAUUAGACAGGGCUGGGUGACAUGGCCUCAAAUCAAUAUCACACUAUAUUGAGCAGUUCACCUUGAUAACAAUAAAUAGACGAUUACUACUCCAUAAGCUGCUCACUCCCUCCCACAUAAAAUUAGUCUACUUCAGCCACCGCUCAAGCCACUACAACUUUUGAACCGUCCUCCAUCUCCUCACCUGUCUUUCCCUCCUUGUCACAGACUGGAUGGGGUGGAGUCACAUGAUGUAGGACAGCAUAUUAAAGGGACAUGAGACCGAAUAUACAGAUUUGGGCAAGAUGACGUCAGUCGUUGUCAUAAAUUUCGGUAGCUCUAAAUUUUCGGUUUAUUGCCCAGUCCUUUUACUUCUGAUUCUGUUUCCUCCAACUUUAUCAUUUUUUGCCCUAACCUACCUUGAAAAAGUAUUCAUACCUCUUGAACUUUUUCACAUUUUGUCACUCUACAACCACAAACUUAAAGGAUUUUAUUGAGAUUUUUUGUCAUAGGCCAACACAACAUAUUUGUAAAGUGGAACAAAAAUGACACAUGAUAAAUGAUUUCUUUAUCAUUUCCUUGAAGGAAUAUAACCAUAUUAAUAAUUUUGCACUUCAGACGCAGUAGUUCUUCUGCCUUAGCAUCUUGGUCUGAUUGCAUUUCCAUGAAGAAUUGAUAAAUAAAUGUUCUUCCUUGAGCUGUGUCACCCCCGGCUGCUGGAGGAGAGUAGGUGAGUUGUGUUUAGUCUCUUUGCUAAAGAAAUUAGGCAAAAUUAAAAAGAUGUUUGGUGGCUAGUACUAUGGCUGCGACCCUAUAUGUACUCUUAAUAAAGUUAGGUACUGUUCUGAGCAUUAUUUGUGGCUAUAGAGUGGCGUUUUGGUUGAGGUUUGUUUAUGGCUCCUCAGACCGCUGUGUAUUGCUAUCGUGCGGUCGUUACUAAAGUUGGUAUAACUAGAGAAGCAAGCGGUCGGCAACAUUCAUCUCUGGUGGGGGUGUCUAACUCGGUGUUGCGGUGUGUUUGACCCUAAAUUAAUUUUACGCCGGAAUAUAUGUUUAAGCCUCUACGCCUGUAGGUGGAUGUCCAGAACUCCAGGUCUAUAGAAUGCUUACAUAUGCUUUUAACUGAAGUUUAUGUUCAUAUAUCUGUUUGUAUCACAUCUCCUCUGUUCAGCUGAUCUUAUUUCUUGUUUGUAUGCUCUGAAAAUCCAAACAUGAAAGUGUGUUUUCUUUUGUAUCUUUCAAUGAUCUAAGCAAAUAUUAAUGACAUAGCUGAAAGCUGUGCUGUGAUGGUGAAAACCCUCGUGUGAGCUGCAUCCUUUUGGUGUGCGUGUAAGUGUGUAUGUGUGUGUGUGUGAGAGAGAGAGAGUCUGUCAGCAUUCGCAGUGGGUUCAGGACUGGUGCCAGACCCAGCGCUCAGCCUGGCAAAGCAUUAUCAAAGUGUGUGUGUGUGUCUGUGUGUUUGUGUUGAGAUUUGGGACCUGUGCUGGCUCUCUCUCAUCAAGUAUGCAGUUGGAGUCGACGCUGCAGCAGAGAUGCCUAAUAGAGAAGGCAAGAGAGAGUAUAGAGAGAGUUGGAGAAAGGCUCUGAAUACGUCAUACCACCCGCUCACUUCCAGCUUCCACUUCUCCUCUCUUUAUCGUCACUCUCGCCAAUUACUCCUUUUCACGUUCAUCUAUCUCUGCCUACCCUUCUUCCCUUCUUCCCCUUUCACUCUUUACCCCACCCACUAAAUUUCUCCUUUUGUGUCCUCAUUCAUUGCCUUUUUUCACAUUCCUCGCUCUCCAGUCUCCACCAAAUUGAAUGUCAUUCAUACCUCUCUCUCUUUCUCUCUCAAUUCCCUGCAGUCUGGAGAGAGCUGUUGAGAGUUUCAGCAGCCCUCCUCACACUGCAGGUAGCCUCACAGCACUACAGAUACACUGUCACAUUCACAGCUCAUCUUGCAGUUCCUGUUCCCAUGACCAUAUAAGGACUUCCUUUCAGUGACAUCACAGAGUUGGACAGCCUUGCAGGAAAGGUCAGGGACAUUUUUUUCUUAAAAGGUGGGAGUUUAAUGGUGUUUAAAGGGGGCCUGUUGGGAGAUACUGACCACGUAUAACUUGUUCUAUGCACGCAAAAACAUGCACAUUUACUUGCACACAAAGAAACACACAGAGGACAACAUACAUUCAAUUCUUUAUGUGCUACCUUUUCCAGUGCAGCCAUGAAUCUGCCCUUAAAAAAAGGAAGUAAAACUCAUAAUGUCAUGUAUUAGGGCAGAAAAAGCUCAUCCUGGUAUUUUAUUUGUUCGCACUUUGCAGAGAGAAAGGAUUUCCAUCAAGGGUUUGUCCUCUGCAAGUAUACAGAGACAAGCGCAGACACUCACAGAGAGUCUGAUUCCUCUUUCUCACCUCCUCCACUUCUUGUCUCUUGCUUUUCUCAUGGACAUACAGUUCCUGCUAAACAGGAUGUAGUCAUGAUUCAGAGAGAACAGAUCACUGUGUGUAUGUGUGUGUGUGUUUGUGUGUGUAUUUCAUGUUGUACAGUCCAGCCUGGUGCAGCUUUCAGACUCCCAUGCCAACGGCUAUUUGCAGCACUUUUACUUCCAUUACCGUCCUCUACUUUGCCGAUCCCCUGAAAGAAAAAGAGAAAGAUGCAGUUCAAAUACAACUGAGUUUCCUUUAUGAUGCAUUGGGGAAGUAGCUGGAAGACUGGAUAAAUCAAAGUUUGUGUGUGUAUGUGUGUGUGUGUGUGUGUGUGUGUGUGUGUAUGUGUGUGUGUGUGUGUGUGUGUGUGUGUGUGUGUGUGUGUGUGUGUGUGUGUGUGUGUGUGUGUGUGUGUGUGUGUCAGGGACUGAUGAAGAGUAGAAAUGGGGGCACUAGCAUAUUCCAUGUAGCAGCAGAACAGAGAGAGGGAUGAAACGCGCAGCAUUAAUCACCAUCUUCAUCCACCAGCCUGUCUCAGAGGCUGACUCACUCUUCAUUAGCAACUUCACUGCUGUCAGCUGCUCACUGGUGGCCUGAAAGCAGACUGAAAGCCACACUAUCAUGUCAGUACAAACUACAGUUACUAUUUUGGAGCAUCUGACAGAAGCCUGAAGUAUAACCAAGAAAUCUACGCUCCAGAUCAGUUUCUGCACCUUUUUUGAUUACAUGUAGGGCAGUGGGGAUUCCACUGAGACAGAAUCAUACUUCCCUUGUGUUCACAGAGAACCAUUGUGACUGUGUAUGGGAUAGACGUCACAUCAUUUCAGUUCAUUGCUUUGAAGCCAAAGGACCUUUACAAGCAUUGGCAUAAACAUUGGUGAAACCAAGGCAUGUCAGGGUACCCACUAGGGGUGGGAAUCACUAGUGGCCCCACGAUACAAUGUUAUAAUGAUACUUGAGCCAUGAUACAAUAUUAUUGCGAUUUUUAAUUUUUUGCAUACAGUGAGUAUUGCGAUACAAUGUAUUGCGAUUUAUACAAUUUUUUUUUCAACUUUUUAGCUUGUUUAGUAUUUGACUCCCCUUUAUGUUUGUCUUAUUUACACUGUAUUUUACUUUCAUAAAAUUAUUUUCAACAUUAAAUAUAUUUGUUGCACUAACUUUCUCCUUCUCUACGAUGUCACCUCUGUCAACCUCACUGGACAAACAGCUGAUUUAAGUUUUCCAUUAUUAUUAGUUUUGACUUUAUAUUAGCAAUUAAUUUGAAAAAUCGAUACUUGGAAAAUGACACAAUAUGAUAUAUCACCAGACAAAAUUUCACAAUACUAUGUUGUAUCGAUAUUUUCUCCCACCCCUAGUAUCCACAGGGUCUUAAAACGCCUAAAAUCCAAUAAUUUGAAUUCAAGGCCGUAAAAUAUCUAAAAUUCACUUAAAAUCGCAUAAAAUGUCUCAGAUAUGAUUUUGAAAGGUCUGUACUGACUCUACUUUCAGAUAAAUAAUGUGCUGUACACAUAAAGAUUAAUUUAAAGUAAUGUUAAAUAUUUCGAUUUCCUUUCAUAUCUUCUGUACUUUUUUGCCAGUGUGGAUGUAAAAUUGUUCUUAAAUUGUAUUUAUUACAGUCUUUAAAAAAAGUCUUGAAUAAGACUAGUUGAAACCUGCAGAGACCCUUGCAUGUGAAAUGACCUGGGUGGCGCUAACUACCACCUUUUGGCACUUUCACUUUGUAUGAAACUGUGAUUAUAAAUAACUUUUAAGCCUUGGUCUAAGAAAAAAGGGAAAAUUUGAACAACCAUUUUUUUUCCCUUGAAGUGCAUGUUUGUCAUGCCCAUCAUGAAAUUGCAUGGCAAACACAUGUUGUCAAAUUGUUAUCUAUUUUCAGUCAAUCAAGUAUUGAGAUGCCCAUCAUGAAAUUGCUUGGUCUGUGUCUAUGUAAAUUAUGGGACACUAGAUGAUUAAGAAAGAGCUGUUGUCAUGGUGCCCUGCAUUCUUAUCAGCUCUCCUGAUGACAGAAUGACACUGCAGAGGGACAUGCUAUUUCCUCCUGCAGGGUUUAAUAUGCUUGGUCAGCCAUAAAGCUCCCACACUGUGCCGGCCCUGGUCUGUAAAACCUGAUCCAUACUGCAUAAUCACACCAAGGUCAGGCUACAGAGCUAUUUACAUACAGACGCAGACUCCUUGAACUGACAAACUCUCCUGCCAACCAGGCAGAAAAUUAACCAGCCAAGUUUGGGCCUCUGUGUGUGUGUGUGUGUGUGUGUGUGUGUGUGUGUGUGUGUGUGUGUGUGUGUGUGUGUGUGUGUAUCAAGGAUUUGUGGUUGUGCGUACUGUAUGUUGUGUACUUUGUGAGUGUUUCUGCUAGUGUGUGUUUUAAACUUGAUAAUACCUGUGCUUUGGCUAUUUCAUUUUGUCACAGACGUGGUCUUGGUAGGUGGCUAAUUGAAAAUGCCUUAACUGCUGUUCCCUUCUCUUCCCCCCUCUACACAAUAAUGUGUGUUGAUGCUUGUGCGUUUAGUUGUGUAUUUGUGUUCUUGUUCACAGCAUGGGUCAAAGCAUCCACAAGUGUGAGACUAACUUGGAUGCUGAGAAGUUUUUGGCCUCUUGAUUCUUACUUUAAGUCAAUAGGUAAAGAAAAAAGCUAAAACCUCUGGUUUGUUGUAGUUUCAUCUCCUUCUUACAGUCCCACUCCGAUUGUAUUUUUUUUUUUACUACUGGAAGUGUUAUCAGUGGUUUUUAAAUUGUGAUUAUAAAAUUUUUAGCUAAAAUCACAUUACCUGUAUAAUUUUCAAGUGCUUUUCUUCUGCAGAGCUUCAGUAGCUCAUUAGCAAUUCGCCUCUGAGUCGUGGGCGGAGACAGCGCUGCUCUGCACACUCCUCUUCAUGCUAGGUAGCAGCCUUACAUUGCCAGUGUAGUAGAAGUGGCAGGUAACAUAGGAGCUAUUCAGCUCUCAGACACUAAUGUCUUUGUAAGCUAAAAUCAUAAUUAGCUUUCUUACAAGCAUUACAAUCCGCUUAUGCACACACUUGUUCCGAGAUCGUCCUCUCUACUUCUCAGAAUCUGGCCUGCUGAGGGCGGAGCUUUGAGUUGUGAUGUAGAAAAUCCCACAGUGUCUGAUCCUGCUGUUUGGGUAUGCUAAAGUUUCACAGCAAUUUGAAUGCAGAUAUACUCAGAAAUGCAAUUUUGCUCUUAGUUUUCUUAUGAUACGUUCUGCAGUAACAGAAGAAUGCCAUAUGAACAUGUAGACAAUAAGAAAAACAUGAUUUUUAUCUGAGUGGUACUUUAGGAGCUGAAUAUUUUGCAAAAAAAAAGAAAGAAUACACAUUGACAGAAAUGAGCGCUUGGGUUAGGAUAAAAAAUACGUCUCUGUUUCUUUACUUUUUAUUGGUUACAGCUGUUUGCCUGACCACCUCCUCUCUUUGACGCUUACUAAAGCAUUAGGUUAAAAAUAGUACAGUGCAGCAGUAGUGUUUUUUUUACAACCAGUCCUUUCAAUUUUGUACUAAAGAACGUAAAAAUGACAAUUUUGAUAACUCUGAUUUAUACAUGCAUAUUUCAGAGUGCUGGUGAGGCAGAUUAAUUGCUUUACCGGAAGGUUUGACAGCACCUGUGCAGAUUAAGAAUAUUGCAGGCAUGUUUUUGUACUUAAGCGUAACAGCAAUCCAAACACAUCUACACACUUCUCACUCUAUUUCUUGCUGAAUCAUGAGUCUUUUCUCUGCUGCUACACCACUGAUUGACUGGUGGAUUAAAACACUGCCCAUCAAACAGGGAGAAAAAAAAAAGCAGAACAGGUUGUGCUUACUCAAACACACAUACUCACACACUCGUGCACGAACACACUCACGAGCAUGUACUUUCUUGUAGGAAUGGGUUGAUGGAAAAAUAAAUAUUGGUGCCUCUGCUGGAACUGACUCAGCGAGGCGAUGAUGAAUAUCAAGGGGAGAGAGAGGAGAAAGCUGUUGACAGACACAGCUGUUAACACAACUGUGCAAACAAACAGGCGUGGACAGGCUUCUCAUGUUCACUGUAAAUCAUGAUCAUGACCCUACAAAGGCAUUGAGGAUAGAUGUGUUUCCACUGAGGUUAUAGGACAGUAUAUGCUUUGAUUUAGCAUUAACAGUUUUGAAUUAACAACAUUGUGAAUGGAGCCUCUGACCUCUGUUUGUGACCGAUAUUGGUGGCUGACGUUGGCUAGUGUUCAACCAGUAAGAGACUGUUUUUAAGCUGCAGACGGCAAAUUAGAUGGCUGGAAAUAACACAUAAGUGGAGGAAGAGGCUUUUAAAAUGUGAAGAUCACGUGUUACAUCAAGGAAUUGAAUGGUUGGGAUAGAUCGAGAAAUAGCAGUUAAAGGGUUUAGCUGAAACAGGUUAAAAGAAUGAUGUCUGGAAUCCAACAAAAGCAAGACAUGACCACUUUAUUUGGUACACCUGUUCAAUUGUUAACACAAAUAGCUAAGAAGCCAAUCACAUGGCAGCAACUCAGUGUAUUUCAGUGUGUGGACGUCGCCAAGGUGGCUUGCUGAAGUUUAAAUUGAGCAUCUGGGAUGACAGAACUGGGAAGAAAGGGGAUUUUAAUGACUUUGAUCUUGGCAUGGUUGUUGGUCCCAGACAUGCUGGUCUAAAUAUUUCAGAAACUGCUGCUCUACUGAGAUUUUUACACGCAACCAUGCAGGUUUGUAGAGGAUGGUCCCAAAAAGAGAAAAUAUCUAGUGUGCGGCAGUUGUGUGGACAGAAAUGACUUGUUGAUGUCAGGUCAGAAGAGAAUGGGCAUACUGGUUUGAGGUGAUAGAAAGGCAACAGUGAGUCAAAUAACCACUCAUUACAACCUAGGUAUGCAGAAUAACAUUUCUGAAGGCAUAACACGUCCAACCUUGAAGCAGAUGGGCUGCAGCAGCAGAAGACCACACCAGGUGCCUCUCCCGUCAGCUAAGAACAGGGAACUGAGGCUACAAUUUGCACAAGCUCACCAAAAACUGGACAACAGGUGACUGGAAACAUUGCCUGGUCUGAUGAGUCUGAAUUUCAACUGUGACAUCCAGGUGGUAAGGUCAGAAUUUAGUGUAAUCAACAUGAAAACGUGGAUCCAUUCUGCUUUGCAUCAACAGUUUAGACUGCAGCUGGUGGUAUGAGCGUGUAGGGGAUAUUUCCCUGGCACAUUUGGGGCCCUUUAGUACCAAUUAAGGAUUGUUUAAGUGCCACAGCCCACCUGGGUAUUGUUGCUGACCACGUCCUUCUCUUAUUACCACAGUGUACCAUCUUCAGAUGGCCAUUUCCAGCAAGAUAAUGCUCCAUGUCGCAAAGCUCAAAUCAUCUCAAACUGGUUUCUCCAAUGUGACAAUGAGUUCACUGUACUUCAGUGGGCUCCACAGUCACCAGAUCGUAUUCACAGACAACAUCUCAGUACUACUUAGUAGCAGCGAAUGCCCCCCAUUAUAACCCCCCUGUAAAAAACUGUUGUUCAGGACUGCGCACAACAUGCUUAUUCAUGCUUCCUACCUACUUGGUUACCAUAAUAACCGUUGUUCUAGGCAGUAGCUCAGAAGGCGACAGUAGCUCAGGAGGUAGAGCAGUCGGCCAAUAACUGGAAGGUUGGCAGUUCGAUUCACCCCUAAUCCAAGUCUGUCCAUUGUGUCCUUGGGCAAGACACUUGACCCACCUUGCUCCCAGUGUGUGUCCUGCACUGGUGCAUGAUUGUGAGUGUUGUGUGGUGGUGGUCGGAGAGGCUGUAGGCUCAAACUGGCAGCCACGUUUCUGUCAGUCUGCCCAAGGGCAGCUGUGACUACUAAGGUAGUUUACCACCACAAAGGUGUGACUGUGUGAGCGAAUGAACGAUGUAUCCAAUGUAAAGCGCUUUGAGGGUCUCUGAUAAAGCGCUAUAUGAAAUCUGAUGCAUUAUUAUUAUUAUAGUCUACACACAACAUUCUUGUUCUCAUUCAUAAAGCGCAUGAAUCUGGGACAUUUCCGUGGACAGGUCAUCAAAUACAGGGACUGUCCCGGGAAAUCAGGGAUGUCUGGUCACCUUAUGUUAAUAUGAAUAAAAAUCUCUGAAGAAGGUUUCCAACACCUUGUUGAAUGUUCUGAAAGCAAAAGGGAGUCCAACCUGGUGCUAGCAAGGUGUACCUAAUAAAGUGGCCAGUGAGUGUAUAUAGAGUCAACACCAGGGUACAAUCAAGGUAACUUGGUUUCAGAACAAUGUAAAGGAGUGUGUUGGUUGUAUCCUUACUUACUUACACUUCACUGUGUAGCUGGUUGCUACGUGGAUUAGCACUUAUCAAUUUUAACAGUUUUUUUUACAGUGUGCUUUGUGAAUCACCUCAAGCAUGUCUUUUAUAUAUGCAAAGCAUAACAGCCCAUUGAGUAUAUAAGAGAGGGCCCCUAAGAGCCAUAAGUACAAAAAAACCCACAUUAUUUUUACAAUAAAGCAGGAAUGAUAUCGAUAUGAUUUUAGUGAGGGGAAUCAAAGUGUUAAAAAACAAGGUCUUUAAUGCGCUUGUGCGUUUUUUGAGGACAGAUUUGACUGUAAAGACUGUUUGAUCAUAGGGGAUUGAGGGGUCAAUGAUGUGUCCUUUUGUCCUGAGGGAUAAAGGAUUUGAGACACUGUUGAGGUAUUUCCAUCCCUGGAAUCAAAACUCUACUACGUGUGACUCACCGAUUUUUAUAGUAGACAAAAUAAAAACCCACUAGACAUCUGGGCAUGUCUUCUGUCUGUAUCACUGACUAUAAAUGACAUGAAAUGAUGAAGACUGUAGGUUGAUGAGCCAUGUGGGGUGCGUAUGAUCUACUGGCAGUUUUUGUGGAGCUUCCUCAGUGGGAUGGUCGCUUGAAAAUAGAGAGAGGUGGACACAAUAGCGACUAGACAUCUGCAGGGAGAGUUAAUUGUCACUGGAGAUACAGAUCUCCUCUAUUGUACCAUGUGUAUUAUUUUCAGGGAGGAUUAGCUGUUGUUGUUGUCUCUGGAAGUAUAACAGGCCAAAACAUCAUUCUGUACAAGGACUGGACUUGCAGUGUCACACCUGACUCAUGCUUUGUGUGUGUGUGUGUGUGUGUGUGUGUGUGUGUGUGUGUGUGUGUGUGUGUGUGUGUGUGUGUGUGUGUGUGUGUGUGUGUGUGUGUGUGUGUGUGUGUGCCCCCGCUAGCUCUUUAGUUACACAGCAAGAGCAGAUCAAAUUGCAUCAGUCAGGCUCUUUACCAGACGCUCUCUCUGUCCGACAGUCUGUCUCUUCCACUCUCUCUCUAUCUCUCUUUGACUCCUACACUUCAUCGCCCCUGUUGCUCUCAUCCUGCCCACUUCGUCUGACCCGUGCCCACCCCUCAUGUGAGCACUCGAUCCAUUGUUCUUGAUCCCUAGAUUUCCACCACGGCUCGGUCUGUUUUUCAUUUUUUCAGCUGUUGUUUGACCCCGCUAAGGACAGAGAGGGCUUUAUCGCAGCAGUGCUACAGCUUCCACAGUUGAGUGGAUUUAGCUUUGAGCACAGAGCGAGGUGUGAAACACUCAGGCUCCCAGUUUUCAGGAUUCACGUGCCGCAAAUGCUUGACUCAUUUGAAUUCAAGCAGGGGGAAUAACAAGGUUUAAAUAGUAAUAUAAAAACGGGGGUGGGUGGCUUUGAAUAAGCGUUAGUUCUGCCUCAAAAGAGAGAAAAUAUGGCGCUCUACUCUAGCUGCCAUUUACUGAGCCUCCGAUCCUGGUGCCUGUUGGUGUUUUGGAUCAGAGAGAUGCUUCAGGCUGCUUGCCACAGCAAAGAGGCACAUUCAUACGGUGGAGUCCUUCCAAGUAUCCUCCAUCAUUCAUGCACACACACACAUGCACACACAUGCACACACAGGCUCACACUCCAUCAAACAGUCAUGGGGAAAUGCUUAAUUAUUAUUCACUCACUAAUUACCUCGUAUACCCACUUACAUAACUGAGGUUGCUUUGUGAGCGGAGGGAAGAAGAGACUUGUGAGGAGAAUUCGCCGGAAGAGCCGAGCUUUUGAAAGAAUUUUCAGCUGGCCUCGCUUGCUGAUGCAACUUUUCUGGAGCAUCUGAAACAGCUUGAAAAUAAGUGGAAAUAAAGAAUAUUUAUGUCUUUCAUACAUGCAAGACAAGGCUUUGAUCAGAUCAGUCCUUACAUACCAAAUACAGUGAAACAUGCUGCAUUUCUACAUUAACAUUCCCUUCAUCACUUUAAAUGGUUGCAAGCUGAUUAAUGUGCAAGUUCACACUGGGAUCUGAAGAAACAGGGAAAAGGAGAAAUGGUUUGUUUAUCAAGUGAGAAACAGGAGACAUAAACAGGCUAGACCUCUUCACUUUGUCUCCUUUCUUCAUCUCUCACUUUCUUGCCUUAAUUCUCCAUCUUUUACCUCGUCUUGCUUUAUUUUAUUAGUGUGUCAGCUUCUUUAUUUUCACUGUCCUUAAUCUUGUGACUUUCUUUUCCUCUCCACUUCAUUUUGACCUCUUUUUUUUUCUCCCUCCCGUCUUCCUGGGCACAUCUUUCAUCCCCACUUAAUUUUUAUUACUCCUUGUGUCCCCUUUCUCCUCUGUGUCUUAUCUCCCUUCAUUCUCUCGAAAUCCGUCCCCCUCCUUCCUCUUCAGUGUUGAAUGUUCUCACUCCUCUGCCUCUUUGUGAAAGCAGGGAAAGCUGUGAACACUUCUCUUGAAAAUGUGUAUCUUUUGUUGGAAACGCUGCUUAAAUGUUUGAGAUUGAUCAGAACAGAACAGUAAGUUUCAAACAAAGAAAAACACCAAAGAAGGACAGACAGGCGUGCUUGUUAAACUCAGACUGUGUUGAAGUUUGGUUGCUUCUCAACAUAUAUGCAGUACAUGUAAAAGUAAAACUACACUUGGAUACUCUCUAUCAUUAAGUAUUUGGAGUAGUUCAGUUUUCUAAAGUGGUACUGGUCUUUGUGGAGAAUCUGGCCGGGGACCCACCACAUAAACUAGAUUACCAACCACUUCAGACAGGGUCGACUGUAUUUGUCAGUGUCUUUUUUGUUGUCUAUUUUUACAUCAUGAUAACUGGUUGACAAAAUGACCACUACUUUGUAUUGGUGUCUUGCUCUCUAUAUCUGCAAUAUUAGCAUUAGAUCACAGCUGUUUUCUUUUCAAAACUUUUUCUGAAUCUUGCUAACAUUAUUUACAAUUCUUUAAUGUAUUCUAUUCGGUUAUGUGUAAUUCUGUUGUAUGUAUAGGGCCCGACCGAUAUGAUUUUUUAGGGCCGAUACAGAUUAUUGUGGGGGUGUCUGAUUACCGAUUGAUCUGCUGAUUUUUAAAAAAAUGUAUGAAGUUUUAAAAUUUUGUUAAUUUAACUAAUAUAUCUACAUAUUUACUUUUUUUUAAACAAAUGGCUGCUUUUGAGCCUUUCAAACACUUCUUCAAAGCAUUUCAAAUCCUUUUAUUGCUAAAACAACUGAAAAAGAAUGAGGUAUUUUGUGUGAAGUGCAAACAGUUUAGCUAUAUAAAUAAAUCAAAAUAAAGGUAACUCACGUACAUCAUAACAAAUGAGGAACACUAAAUAUACUGUAGGCUACUGCUCUACAUGCCGACAGGAAGACCGACUGAUCAUCUUGGUAAUAUUCCACGUAUUUAUCGUGAAUCAAACUCGGACCAGAAAAGCUUUUUUGACAUCAUGAAGUGGGUUGAACUGAAAGUGGCUGGAUGCUAACAUUAGCUGUGGCUAAUGGACUGUCAAAUAUGUAGUUUCAUUUCAAAUGUGAGCUCAUCUCUCUGUUUGUAAUCUGUCUGGCUGCUUAUCAACCAGUAAGCUAUGGGAUCACUUAAGUUUAUCAGAUCAUCGAGCUUUGUAUAACUUUUGCAAGGUUGUCUGUAUUUUUACAGUGUGUCAGUGUGUCUCACCACUCCCUAUAAACCCUGCUUCAGUUACUUUUGCCGCGGUCACAUGACUUGUCUUUUUAAGUACUUUAUUUUGAGCAUGAUCCAGCUCUAACAAUCUAUAUAGGUCAGAUAAAUAUCAGACACGUGUCUGUGCAUUUGUGUGUGUCUGUGAUUGCAUGCAAAUGUCAACUAGUACUUGUCAUAUAAUCAGUAAUGCUUAAUGAAUCAGAUAACAGUGAACCCGGACUUAGUGGGAAGAGAUAACAAGAGAUAAUUGGUUAAAACAAGGCCCAGUGUGACACUGUCUGCUAUCAUUAUUGUCAUCGCGCACAAACACAGGAACACGUGCAAGCUCCUUACAACCUGACAUGGCCACUCACAGUCAAAUUUAUCACACAUUGUGAACAGAACUGCAGCCACAGUUCUUCUCCUCUUGUACUUUAACUUAAUACAUUUGAAUGUAAGUCAUUUUAAAUAGGGUUCAGAUAGUGCUCUGGAUGGAUAACACUCCACUUAGCACAUAUUUAAAUGUGUAUGCAGUGCACACACUCCGACAAACUCAAACACGGACACACACAAAAACAAACGUGCCUCUUUUUUUUUUCCAAGCCCUGACAUUUACAGAAGUUGCGGUUGAACUUUGUGAAGCGUCACCAAGGCGCCAGUCUACCCCGGGCAAGCCCGGAGCCUGCAGGGCGUGCACGGGUGGCAGCGGGGGCAGUGGGGGCUUAGUGUUGUUGAUAGAGCACAUGUGAACAUCACCUUUCAUAAGUACUGGCCACGGUCCCCAUCCUUAAUGUGUCUAAACCAGUCUGGGAUGGGAACAAAUACCCAGCAUGCCUCUGACAUCAUGGAGUUUCCACUGCUGUGCUCGUCUCAGCUCAGAGAUAGCAGCUUUGAUAUUUCACACUGCUGGCCCCCUCGUAGGGGUUCCCCACCCACUACCCCACCUGACCAUAGAUGGACUGUGGAGAGUCGCUGAUUAUGUGGAGGGAGGUCAUCUGAUAGCCCAAAGGUCAUAUCUCAAACAGUUCAUGUUGAGUAAGAGUAAAGGAGCUGGGCUGAAGGAUGAGGAAAAUACUCAAAAAGGAAAGUUAUGUUUAGUAUUUGGAUAUGAGGAAGUAUUUUGUAUUAAUUUUUUUUUAAACAAAUGACAUGUAGGGUGAGUUGAGUCAUUUAUUUGACAGUGACCCCAUUUUUGUAUUGAGUUGUAUGUGGUGUCUGAGCUGUGGACCCCCUCCACUAGCCAGGAUUGUAGGUCUGGUCAGUGGCUAAUGCUGAAAGUUUAUAAUGGUCUACUACAGUGGUUCUCAACUGGUGGGUCCUGACCCAAAAGUGGGUCGCGAACAUGUUCUGGAUGGGUCGCGAACAGCUGGUCAAAAAAGUAAAUAUUUAAUGUGCAUCUGAUGUUUGGCAUGUCUUUUAUUUUGAAAAAUAGCCUAUAUUGAAAAGCACAAAUCAUGUUGUAGUCUUCCUCAGUUUCAUAUUAAUGUGGCCUGAAUGCAGUAAAAAUACAUGUCUUUUUUUUUUUUUGUCUUUAUUUUGUACAAUUUGAUAUUUAUUCACCUUUGUCCAUGCUGUUGCAUGGUCCUCUUCAGGUUCUUCUGAAUAUGCUCUGAUUGCAGAGAUGCAUAUAAAUCAAUUUUUUUAUUUUGUUGGUCUUCAUUUUGUGCAAUUUGAUAUUUUCUGUAUAUGCAACUUAAGUAGUUGUCAUCCUCGGUUUAUGUGCUCUGAAAUGCACUUUACUCAAUAAAAUGGGUGUAUUUAUGUUAAAGAUUUGAUUCUGUAAAGGUUUUUUGAAUAAAAAAAAAAUAUUGCUUGGUUUGAAUUUUAUAAAAGUGGGUCCCAGAGUGAGACCAGUUGAGAACCUCUGGUCUACUACCUGGAUCUAAACACAGAUGACAGCAUCUCAAAACAUAGCGCAGUUUAGUGGUUCUAUUAUUCAGAAAAGUCAUGUAAAAUGUGUCUGGUUGAACUGGGAUAUUACCAGUGGCAGGAGUAAUACAUAACCAGCACAGCCAUGUGGAUGCUGAUCUGCAAGGGAGGCAAGUAGUUAGCAAGGUUGGUCAGUCUGUCAAAUUUCCAUUGACAGGACUUGGAAACUGGUGGCUUUGGAACAUCCCUAAUUCCAAAUACCCUAACGUGUGGCCUCAGUAAACCCUGAGAGGACUUGUGUCAUCUUGGAGUUCCAUAUUUUAUCAGACCAAGCACCCAUGAGUCUUGGGGAAAAAAUCCUCUCUAUGUUGGGCAAACCUACCCCUCUGGAAUAACAGCCAUUUGACUUCUCCAAUAUCAAACACUUGUAUGUGCAGAAUUUUCCGGACAAAUGUUUACUGCGAGGCAUAAAUAAGAACUUACGAAUGCUUCAACUCGCAAACACUUUACACGUGACACAAGUGGAUGACGGAUGUCCGGCACAGUUUGUUUUUGCAGAUUUGUUAUGAGAGGUAUGAAACUUUUUUUAAGCCCAUGACUUGAAUUUUCCAUCACACACAAACACACACACACUCACACAGCCAGCAAAACAAGGUGAUAUGACACCUCUAACUUUAGUCUCCCUCUCUGCCGCUCUGGAUAAUCCAGUUAGGAUGCGCUCUCUGGAUAUCAGGAGGUUUUAUCAUAUUGCUUCCAGAUGGAGCCAAAAAAAAAAAAAAAAAACAGGCUCCACACUGGCCCAGUAUCCUGAGCAAACCUCUAUCACACAAACACACGUGACACAUGCACUCUAGGAUUUCCCCACACAGGCGCACACACAUUUAUACACACCGACUUGCAUCAAUACAGCACACUCUGGCAGCUUUCUUCCUGUGGCUGUGUAUGUGUGUGUAAAGGUCAGAGGUCGCAGAGGGCAUCAGCUGAUGCCACAGACUUCAAAUAAGAGAAGUGUCCUUGAUGACAGCCUGGCAACUAUAAUUGUCGCGACAACCCCAAGGAAUGAGCGUGUCAUGUGACACCCCCUUCCUCUGAGCUGUGUAUGGAAAAAAGAAAACACGUACACACAUGCUCACACACGCACGCACAGAGCUGUGUCAGCGGGGGGAACCCUCUGGAAACAAUGUGCGGCAUGUUUGGGGAAUUGGGAGAGGAGUGCAGGAGCAAUUUAACCCACUGUGGAGAGAACUAGGGCUGGGUAUGAAACCAGGCUGAAGAGCUUCUUUUAACCAGAAGAUGUCGAGUGGUUAUGUUUCAUUAAGAAUUGAUGAAACCACCUUUUUUUAUGGCUGCAUCAACCCAAUGUGUUACCGUCACAGAACCAAGUUUUGCUAGAGUAGAAAAAAAAAUAUCAGACUUUUCCUGCAUGUGCAUUGUAAAUAGAUUUUACCCAGAAAGCCCAAUCUGCUUCAAUCAUUUUAUGCUUUUUCUGACCCCCUUUUUGGAACUUUAUUCUUAGUCUUAGCCAUGUCUUGUUUUUGUGUAUUGCUCCUUAACCUGCAAAGUGUUUUUAUUAAAGCUUUGUCUAAAUUUUCUUACACACUCUAAGUAAAACUUACAAUAUCCAAAUUAACAUGUUGAGUCUUGUUCACUUGUCCUCCAGCUAUCUGUAAAGAAAAGGUUCAACCACAGGAGCGAUAGAAGCACUGCUGACACUCUUUCAGCCUUGUUUUGAAGCCAACCUCACUGGGAAAGCACUCUGGGGAAGGCAUCCCUCUGACAAACACACACACACACGCACACACACACACACACACACACACACACACACACACACACACACACACACACACACACACACAUUAGCAUGCAUAAGGAGCUCACAGUAUAUCUCUGUUUGAUGUAGCUUCUAUUCUUGUCACUUUGAUUGCUUUUUAGUUGUUUUUAACCGUCAUUUGCUGCCUUUUCUCAUCGUUUGUUGUUAUAGAGGACUGAAGUUAAAGCUUAGGUCUCUUUGUGACCUAAAAGAGCAGGUGGUGACAUGAGCAAGAACCCAUAUGAUACGAUACAUUGCUUUUUUAACACCUGAAACUGCUGUGAGAGGUGUGUUUCAGGUGAUAAGAUUAACAGAAUUCUACUUACACAUUUUUUUUUUCACACUUUGCAUGACAAAGAAUCAAAGAGAGUGAUAUUAUUGAGUAGAGAUGAGAUUUUUGGAACUUUAUUUUUGUAACAAGAAUUAAAUAAAACAAUUCACAGUGACAACAAACGAUCAUCUAUACAUCUGUUGUCAUUUCUUACAGUGGUGGCCAAAUAAUCAGCUCCCAAGGUUACGUACACAAUCCAUUUUUUUUUCAGUAUUACAGGAAUAUUUCUGCUCUCAGAUUUGGUGAUCUAUUAUAAUCAUUCUUUCUAUACUUUUUUUAAUUUUAAUCAGAAUAUUUAUGAGUUUUGUUUUGUUGUUUUUUUUUUUUGUUUUUUUUUUUAAGUGCCAUUUUUGCCUCUGCUGCUAAUAAAUUAAACAAGUAUUUAUUUUUCUCUUUGCAGUAAGUUGCAGUGUCACUCAAAGAAAUUGUCGAAGAUGCACUGUCAAUUCUGGCUCCAUAAAUACUUGUGAUUACCUGUUUCACCUUCAUGUACUCCCUUCUUGCUAAAUUUUAAGACAGCUCCAAAACAGGGAUGGUUGAUGCAUGUUACACUACUAUCUGAUAAUAGAUAGCUACACUUAAUUAUUCAUUAUUCUGAUAAAACACUUUAAUGAAACCACUCAUAAUGACUGCUUUCAUUUACAUAUUAACAAGCCUCCACAUUCUGACACAGAUGGUGGCAUUAUGUGAUCUGCUACUGAGCGCAGGGAGGAAGAACAACAACAAGCACAGCCACAGCAAGAAUAAAAUUAGCAUCAGUGGUGUCAAUGAGUUUCAUUGCUAAGUAGGACUGCGUAUUGUCAAGAACUUCACAAUGAAAUUUGAUUUGGAUUCUUAGGGUCACUAUUUGAUUCAGUGAGUGCUUCAAUGUAGAUUCAGAAAUACCCGGAGAAGUCAUUAGGAUAUAUUCUAUUUGUUAAGUAGCGAUAUGUUUAUUAUUCCAUGUUCGAAAAUGUUAAAAUUUCGAUUUUAUUCAUGUCAACUUUAAUCUUGAAAUUUUGACUGUAAUCUCAAAAUUUUAAUUUGUUCAUCUUGAAAUUUUGACAUAUCACGACAUUUUGCACUCUCGAAAUUUUGACUUUUAAUCUCAAAAUUUUGACUUUAUUGACCUUCUUACGAUUUUUUUAAUCUUGAAUGCAGUCCCCUGCAGUUUUAGUACCCUAAAAGAUCAAGUCUGACAGAGAUUUUCUUAAUUGAUUUUCUUCUUGAGGGUUUUAAGGAAAUACAGACUGAUGGCAGCUUCAUACCAAUGCUUCAACCUCACAAAGGUCCUCAUACACACACACACAGCUUGACAGGUUACAAACGUGUUGUUAUGUGUGCAAGGCUGCUAACAGAAUCAGUCUCUCGUGUUCUCACACAUACACACUUUUGGAGGCUGGUAAUUAGAUGAAGCAGUAAGGUGAUAACAAGCGUGAGCCUCAUGUUUGAAAUGGAGGUGUUGAUGCCAACGUUUUGCCGGAAGUCACAGCCCCACCUUUCGCACCCUCUUCCCCUUUCCCAGGCAGAAAACGCUAAACACAGAUGCACAUAAACACACUCAUGCACAAGCACAGGCUUUAAUAGGAGCAGGGUUAUUUAACAGCUUCAAGAUCUCACACACGUGAGCCUCACUUCGACAGAAACCGAAUAUCCGAAUCAAAAGAGAGUAUAUGUGACUCCCCCAUGUACUCCUCCUACUUCCGCCUUCCCCUUUUCUUCUUUUGCCUGUCUUCUCCACCCACUCCUCCUCCUCCUCUAUCAGCACGAUCUAUGAGUCAUCUGAUCCUAAAGGUGAGAUGCUGCAUUCUGUAGAUUAUUUUCAUCUCCUCUUACAGCACGAGAGGCGAUCUCAACUUCUCCUUUGACUCCUUUUAUUUCCCUCCUUGGCUUCCAUCUGCGUGUCACCUGGCACAAAGCAACCAAGUGGAAACGCUGUUGUUUCUUCUGACAGGUUGUGUACCAUCUGAGGUCACAUCCAAAUAAGCUGCUUUCCCCUUGAACACAUGCUGUCCCCUCGGGGUGGGAGGCUGACACCUCUUCUUGUGAUUGAGCAGCAGUUUGAUCAGCUAGACAAAGUGUGUUUGUGCCUUUCUCCGGAGAGGUGGUCCCUGUUGCCAUCAUACAUUGAUCACACCAUUGUUGACUCACACUGAACAACAUAUUGGAGAUGAGAGUGAUCAGAGACAUUUUGGUUCCCGUCUCCACAGCCUUAAUCUCCCAACACGUCUCAGUUUCCUUCUUUCUUUCUUUUUUUUCCUUCAGGAUGUGGAAACAGCAGCAUGAGCGCAGACAUGUACAACUCUGGCUACCGCUCCAUCACCAACAUUGACUACUCAUCAGUGUGCAUCAGCACCAUGAGCGCCAGGCACAGUGACUGCCAGGGUAUGACUUGGCAUCAGAUGGAUGUGCGCCAGCUCUCCUUCCCCGAUGCAUCCUUUGAUGUGGUGCUGGAGAAGGCCACGCUGGACGCCAUCAUGGUGGGAGAGAAGUCACCUUGGGGGGUUUCCCCAGAGACGGCGCAUUUCAUUCACAAAGCACUCACAGAGGUAAAAAAAAAAGUUCUGUUUAUCACCACAAGGGUGUAAUACUGUUUUAUUAAAACUUUUUUAAGGACCUUUCAGUUUGUUUUGAUCUUGCUAUGAAAAAAGUGAAACAUCGUUUGUUUUGCUAAUGUUCUCUCGUAGAUUUUCAACAAAGAAAAAAAAAUCUCAUCCUCUGAACUUUAAACAGCUUACAGAAAAGGGAGUUUUGGCUAAGCAAGGUUAACAACUGUCUGACAGUGUAAACCCGCCAAUUAGGGGUGUUACGAUUCUACAAAUCCUCGAUUUGAUUUAAUUUUCGAUUUUAGAUCACGAUUUGAUUCCAUUCUCAAUGCUUUUUCUUUUUCUUACAGCACAAAGGCCUAUGCCAUUUCUAGACUAGUCUAGUCUAUGAUCAUUGGUUUUAUUCAUUACAUUUUGUACAGUAAAUCUCAUUUCAAAAGACAGGCUACAUACAAGUGAUGCAAUUUCCAUUAUUCUUGUGCAAUGUAUCACAUUAGAUAAGUUGUCAAAUUCAAAUAAUCUAUUUAACAAUCUUGUUUUCAGUGAAGUGAAAACAAAAUGGUCUUGUUUGCGCUUUUAGCUUAUAUAGAGGUAUUAAUAUUGAUUUCAAUCUAUUAACCAGCAAAAAAGUACUUACAGGAGCUUAAAGAGUUUGCUAUUGAGUGUUAUGAUCAAAUCAAAAUCAGAAUCGGCUUUAUUGAAAGGUAAGUUCACAUACACAAGGAAUUUAUCUCUGUGUUUAGAAAUAAGGAUACACUGAAGUAAAAAACAGAAACAAACACAGGAAAUGAAUGAAAAAUAUUCAAUAUGCUGGGUUGGUUGCUGGUGUUAAAGAUGGGAAUGUCCCCCCAUCUGAUUUUUUAACAUUGAGUAUCUGCCUUUACAGAGUCCCAGAGCUGCACACUGAUUUUUUUGUUGUUGUUUACAAAAAUAACUCAAGUACAUCUUAUUUAAUUCGACUUGUUGAUGUAAAACUCAUGUUAUCUGUUUUAGAUCUCUGCUGUAUCAAAGAAACAAAACCGGUCUGCAUGUAAUGCUGCACACUUGAAGUCACAGCAAUCCUGUAUCAGCUGAUCUGGGUCACUUUAAACUGAAAGGUGAAAGACUCAGUUCAGUGUGUAGUGACGGGCCAAACUGCAGAGCUCCAAAUGUCUGUUGUAGAACUUAGAGCACUCACAUCAUGUUUCAGAUCACCUCCUGUGUUGUUGCUGUGCAGCUUCUUUUUGUCUGAAAUGUAGUAUUGAGACAGCAGACACUCAUUUUUGAUCCAGAAGAUGACAAAAACCUGGGAUGGUGGUGGUCCAAAGAGAUGACCUCAACCACAUUUUUUUUUACAAUGUUUUUCAGCCUUUUUGCUCUCAAGGAUUUAUAUCCUCUCUUUUAAAGGCAAGAGUUUGUUGCUUCUGCACAGCAGCCUUUUCCAUGUUACACUGCAGUGAAUGCACUGUAUCCUGUUACCAUCUCGGGAAAACAGUUUUAUUGCACAUAAUGUUUGUGGCUCUCCAUCUUAUGGUAUUUAUUUAUUUAAUGUUUAUUUAACAUAUAUACAACAAUAAACUGAAUGCUAUACAUGCAAAAAGACAAAUACAGUAGAUAAUACAGUGGAUAGCUAGAUGACAUGAAUACAUAAACACUGCUGCAAAAUUUAGAUCAAACAAUUACAAAAGUUAAAUUCAACAUUAAACAUUAAUAAAGUGCUAUUUUAGUCAUGCUUUUGGUACCAUGUGACCCUGGUGACUUACAGUAGCCUGCUAUAAACUGGUUGCUGUUAAGGUCAGGGUGUUGUGGCUGAUUGGUGUCAGUUGCCACACUUUAUAAGAUGCAGGGUCAACCACAGGGAAAUAGGAUUUAAACUCUCUUCUUGUGUGCUUCUCAUACUGUUAAGCAAAGUCCACACCAUCCAGUCUGUGCAGCUCUGUCUUGCACCAUGUUAAGUUGUCAAUCCUGCUGAUUAUCUGCAUUUUUGUUGAAAUCAGUCAGUAACUCUUUCAAGUUUUUGUCAAGAGGAUUUUAAGUUUUAAAGUUUUUGUUAUUUUCUCUUUCUAAAAACAGUAAGCUUUAAUGACUGACAUGGCUUCAUUCAUUAUUUUCAAACUGUUUUCAGAUGAGUUUUCUUUCCUAUACAAGACUGUCUUCUACUUUCUCGAACAGCAGUGACAUAUAGAACAAAAACAUACUUGAAAUAUUUUCUGUAGAUACAAUAGUACGGAUCCUUCCUGACUUAUUCAGUAUUGUUCGAGUAAUACCCGCCCUUUAACACCCACUCUAUGAUGAUUUGAAUGCUCUGCUGCAGUAAGAGUUUAUCUGUAAAUGACUGUCUGCAGUGAAAUCAGUAAUGGCGGCACUUUACAUUUCCACUCCAUCUCCACAGUUGAUUUCGUUGACGUGGAGUGCCCUUCAGCUACUGGCUGUGGCUCUAACCGCUGCUGUGUCGAUGUGACAAUGACAAUGUUUUGGCCAUUAGCCAUGGUUGACCUUGACACACUGAGACAAGAGAACGCUGCUAUCAAAUAAAGUACUCUGCCUCUGAAUGGAAGAGAAUUGCUCAUGAUGCAUUCACUGUCACAUUUGGUGCACUUUUGAAUGUGAGAUGAUUUAAAGUUUACUUUGUAAUUACUGGUAUAGUUUAGACUUAUUACAUGGGCUGAAUAUGCAAUUACUUUUAAUGCAUCAGUUGUAAGGGUCAAAUUGUGUGAAUCAUUAUAAUGGAAACAGGUAGAGAUGGCAAAGUACAAGGGAGGUGAAUGCAAAGUCAGCGGGAAUAACAGACUUUUUACAAUUACACAUAAAUCAAACCAUCGCAGGGCUUUACAGUAACGUUUAGACUGCGGGUAGAUUGUAAUAAGACAUGCAGUUUAUAUUUAUGCCUGGAAACUGGAUGUUGCCUAAAAUUUUAGUCAUGUACUAUUUAUUUAUAUACUGACUUAAAGGGAUAUUCCAGUGUAAAAUUAAGUUAGGGUCAAACACACCGUAACACUGAGUUAGACACCCCCUCGAGAGAUGAAUGUUGCCGUCUGAUCAUAAAUGUAUCAUUUCUUUGAAGGAAUAAUCAUCAUAUUAUUUUGCACUGCAGACGCAGUAGUUCUUCUGCCUUAGCGUCUCAGUCUGAUUGCAUUUCCAUGAAGAAAUGAUCAUAAAUGUUAUUCCUUGAGCUGCGUAACCCCGCUGCAGACGGUGAUCGACUCAUUUGAGGUCUCCCUACAAACAAGCAGUUGCUGGAAGAGAGUAGGUGAGUUGUGUUUAGAAGUUAAGUUAUGUUAGGCUCUCUUUCUGCCUGCAGAUUGAGAGGGUAACAUUCAAGACCUCCAACUAAGAAGAAAAACUUUUAGACAUAAGUACAAAUAGCCAUAGCUAUAUGCCUCUUACCUCUGUUUACCAGCAAAGGAACACAAAAACCCUCAACGCUAUGAUUCAACAAGUUACAACAUGGACUAUGACGAGGCUAUGACCUAUAUUUGUUGAGCAUUUUUCCUGCCAAUCAUUACUUCAUUGUCUUGCCCUGAUUUCAUCUCCUUCAGCAGCUUUGAAUCAUGUGCUUUGAGGCUCAAAGUACCCGAUGUACCAUAAAGCUGUUUUUUCAAGGUAAAGUUCUUGUUUAUGCAGCUAUAUGAGGUCACUUGGUAUUGAUGUGACCCUUUUCAAAUAAAGGGAUCUGCAUGACGCACUUGAUGCAUUCAUUAAGUUCAUGCAAAUGUGAAGUCAUCCCAGGGAAAAUAUGAUGCCCACAAAAAAUCCUCAGUCUAGGGAACUUAAAGGACCUCUUCUCCCAGUGAUACUAGCUUAACCGAUGUAUAGCUGGGCUUGAGCAAACAACAAAGGAAACAGAGGCAUAUACUGUGCUGUAUAUGGGCCAAGUUUUCAGAGACAGUGUCUGACAAUAGCAACACGCACACACGUGUACAGAAAAGCAGAUAAUAUCUUGGGUGUUUUCCUCUAACAGAAGGGAGUCUUAAAAAUGGAUCAGUGAGUGUGUGUGGGGGACAGAUGGAGGAUUUGACUUUGCUUCAGAGGAGAAUCUGAACUCACAGAGCACUUUCAGAGCCAUUAUAUGGUAUAAAAGUCAAGUUCUCCCCACUCGUCGUCACCUGCUUCCCUUCGCACCCUCUCCUCUUCUCACUUCUGCCUCUCACUUUGCGUUUCCCCUCAUCUCCACUUUCAUUCCUCUCACCUGCUCAAUGCUCGCGGCUGUGUGGAGACGCUAAAGUGUGAUUGUGUUCAUGUUGUAUUUGUGCAGCACUUUGAGCAGCACUUGGAGUGUUCAGUAUCUUUAUAUAUACAUGUGUGUGUGUGUGAUCACAGAGAAGUCAAUAUUCCUCUGCGGUGUAUUUCUGCUCUCGCUCUGUGGCUCACGAGGGUACAGCAGUCACGAUUCCAGUAAAUACGUGUGUUUGUAUGUGUGUUGCCGGGGUGUGGGAGUUGGGUUCGUAGCCUAGAUUAAUUUCUUGCAAAAAAACAAGAGAGGGGAAAAUGAAAGGAGGGAAAAGAAGUGACAGAAGAAACAGCUCUGGGGAAAGAGGAAAAUGGCCUGUGUGGUUAAAAGGAAAGGAAGUGGAGAAAGAGGGAGAGUGUUACUGUACAAUAACACAGGAGAGGAAGAAAAAGAAGGGAAACUGAGGAGGAGUGGGAGACAGAAACCAAGACUGACAGAAAGCUAAUGAGCAGUGCGCCAGUGUGAGACCAGGGGAAAGGCCGGCAAAGAAGAGGGAGAAAGAGAAAGGGUAGAAAAGAGAGGAAGGGGUAAAGCGCACUUUAAUCUGGAUUUUCAUGAUUUAGUACAUCGAAAAUAAGUUACUGGAGCAAAAACCAGUGCAGAUCAAAAGCAGCAAGAUCUCAGCUCUUUACUAACACUACUUUGCAUCAGGGUCCUGCUCAGCUAUCAGGGUUCGAAGACGCACAAUCACCUGCUCACUGUACAUGAUCCUUUACACGGAAUCAUGGAACAAUAGGUGCGACAACAAAUACAGAUUUAUUUUUGUUGUCAACACAUACACACACAAACAAAAUCUCACAGCAGAGGCCGCAGUGCACCGAGGUGUGAAAUUUAUUUUACAGCCCUGACAUGCUCUGUGAAUCACUCAUACUGUUGCUAUGGAGACUCAUUCCUUGGAUAUCAUCUCAGACUAACACUUUUAAUUGCCAACCUUUAGUCUUGUUUAAAGGGGUAAAGAUGAGUACUUGGGCUCAUUCAAAGAUGACUUUUUAGAACCUAAAACUGUCCAAGCUUAUUUUUCCAGUCCCGUGAAACAAAGUCGAUUUAGGUUUGUACUUUAUAAUGAUGCUUUAUUGAUGAUUUUUCUGCUUUUGCUCCCCAGCCAGGCAGCUAAAGUGCAUAGUCAGUGCACGAACAAUGUCCCAGGAGUCUGUAGUUUGUUUGCCUAACAGCCCUGAACUUGAGAUUGUUGAUAAUGCAAGGUCUGAAUUUUAGCCAAGUUCACAAGUUUUUCAAUUCUGUCUAGAGUCAGUGUUUUAGUAAGAGAGUCUGAACUGAAGCCAAGUCAUACAAAGGACGAAUUUUCCAGACCUCAAGGAACACCUGUUCAGUGCGGGCCAUUUUUUAAAACAAAGUUAUCUCAUGAGUUUUUUCAUGUUCAUAUAAAACUAGGAGCAUCUAUUUUUAUGUUUAGAUCUUAUGUUUAGAUUCAUGGAUAUACACAGACAAAACAAAAAUAGAACAGAUCCUCUCAACCAUGCCCACAAAAAAGGAAAGGGAAGAGGGGAAAAACACCACAUCAAGGUAACAGGUACAACUUACUUAGACAAGAAACAAAGACGUUUUUUUAAAAUUAGUUAAUUGGGAGAAAUUUUUCAAACCCUGAAAAUCAGUCUGCUAGAGUCUUGUGGGUCUCAUGAAGCACAGACGUAAUUUGUCAAAAGCUUUAACCAUCUAAAAAAAAUGUUACUUUAUGCCACAGCAAAUCAAUACACAGGCACCAGGACCAAACGGCUGAUCAAGCCGAAAACUGGUUUCCCUCAGUUUGGACCGCCCACAAGGUCCUUGAUUGGCUCUGCCACAGGGCCGCUUUUUGUGUGUGAUUGGCUAUCCCUGCUGUUAGUGAUAAAAAGCCCGCCGGACUAGUGUUCUGCAAGUUGCUUGUAAGAGUCAGUCCGGGAAAUUCGCUAUUCGCUGAUGUAAGUUUACAGAAGGGCGGUGUUUUCCCUCCGUAACGUCACAUUCAUCGGAGGUAUCAUUUACAUCCCUGUAUCGGGUUUGUACUUCCAACCACCUGCUGGCUGUAUUGCCUCCUCUGUUACUGUGUGCGGGAGAUCUGCUGUUUGCAAGGAAAUAUGUCUCAACAGUACUCAGCAGUACUCAAGUCACAUGUGUCCCUCUCACCUUUGAAAUCAAAAUUUCGUCCAUGCCAUGAAGUAAUCUUGUGCUGAGAGUUAAGUUAGUGAUUAUGUUGAAUACAGUCCCAACAGAAUGAGACAAGCUCUGAUGUAAAGUGGAGAAAAACGGGUAAAGAGGUGGAAGUGAGGCAGGCCUGAAGCGUCCUUACUUAUGCAAAUAGUACAUAGCUCUUCAACCUCAAAUGAUUGAAUUGGAUGAGUCAUAAACAAAAUUUUCCCCUUUUUACACAGUGCACAAAUCAGGAAAUGGAGUAUUUAAGCCGGGCUGUAAAUCUCAUAGUUUAUGCUUUAUAAACUGAUAUGACAUGGACCUAUUACAGGUUAUUUGGCUAUUAGAGUCUGCCCCAAGUGGACACUUUAGUAGCUGCAGUCAUUUGCACUGCCAUGGUGGCCCAUGGCAGACACCCAAGGUUGCUGUCACGAGGUAAAUUUGACAUUUAUGUUGUAAAGUGACACAAAGCAUUUUUAUCCUAAAUUUACUUUGAAAAAUUUAAAUUUCAUGUUGCCCUCUUUUUCCUGCUGCAACCAGCUCACAUUCUAAUAUUCUUGCCUUUGGAGGUUUUACUUCAGGAGGGUAGGGGGUCUGAGUUGGUUGACAUUAAAAAGAAAUCAAGAAAUUUAGUGUUGAAUAUGGUGAUAAGAUUUUUAAGUUCAUUCAGUUUCUGACAACAUGAGUCUUCUACUCCGAGAGGAAUUAUUUGAACAUGACUCAGUUUAGUUCAUUCAUAACAGUUCUGUAUUUUACAAGCAAACUGUUGCCAAAAAGAGAUUUUUUUCCCCGCCUGAGUUUGAGUGUAGUUCAAAUAUGAGAGGAGCUGGAACUGGAGCUGGGAUCCCACUCCUCCGCUAGGCUAAUCUAUUGGAAAAACAUUUGACUGUGCACCCACCAACCCCGUCAUGGCAGAGAUGUUCCUGUCAUGACAUCAACCUGAGACACUCAUUGACAUUGAUUGAUUUGGCCCAGCUCCUGCUGUGGCGGGUUCUCCCCCAGCUCUAUUACCGGGAAGUCUGGAUGCCUGCCGGGAAGAUGUCCCCAUGAGAACAUUUAUCUUGGGACACAAAAACACACACACGUACACAGGAGCACACACACACAUUUACUUAGCCUAACAGUCAUGUGGCCAUAGAGUACAUCAGCCUUUGUCUUAAAACAUGUUCUCAGUUUGUGAUUUGUGCUUCAAAAACACUGGCUUCAGCCUGUUUGAACUGCUGUUUGAACCUUUUGUACCAGGAUAAAGUGGAUUACACCAAUCCGCUCUAUUGUCUCUACGCUUCUCCUACUUUUCACACUCUUUUACUCUUUUACUCUGCUCCAUUUUCUUGUGAAAGGUAGGGAUUAAAAGAGAGUAAUUCCCUGACAUUCAUUUGAUUUCUGCCUUUUUGAACUGGCACUGUCCACUCAAAUUAGUUUUUCAAAAUAAACUUCAAUGUAAAUGUUUGUUCAAAGUAAUUUUUCGGAUUGCAACUGUGAAAAUCAAUAAUAGAGAAAAAGUUUUGAUUUUCUUGGAAAUAUUGAUUUGAUUUUGAAAAGGUCUCCUGUUGAGAUGUUGACACUUAGAUUGUCUUUAGCAUCACACAUAAUCUGAAUCUGAUUCUGGAUUCUUGACUUAGAGCAGUGUUUCUCAAGUCCAGUCCUCGAGCCCCCCUGUCUUGCAUGUUUUGGAUGUUUCCCUGCUCCAACACACCUGAUUCUAAUGAUCAGCUCGUUAUUAAGCCAUUCCAGAGCUUGAUAACGUGAUCAUUUGAAAGGUGGUGGAGGUUUUUCCAAUUCUGACAUGAUUUCCAAGAUGCUUCUGGAUGUCCAUCUUCACUGGAUAAGAUGUGUAUCUCGUCCUUUUGGUUACUUUUCACUGACCUUAUGAAGUUUGAAAAUUUCCCCCUCAUGACAUCAAACUGAAUUUGGAUUCUGCAGGUACAUAAAAGUUUGGCAAAAUAAGCAGGUAGCAGUGAACUAAAGUCUUGAAGUCAUUAAAUAUGAAAUCUGAUUAAUAUUGAUGACAGGUUAAAGGUGGUUUUUGAGUCGCUGCUUUUGUGUUUGUUAUCCAUGAGCCUUGUAUACCCCUCCCUCCUAAAACCUCUCUAUUUAAACACAGAUAUAAAUGCUGCUACGGCAUUGUCACAUGCUAUCUGCAUUCUUGUGUGCUCUUAAGCAUGUUUGUUUGUGUUUUCCAACCUCGUUAGCAUAAUUUAGUGGAUAUUUCUGGGGGUUUUGCAUGCCUUUACGGUGUGUGUAUGUAUGUGUGUGUGUGUAUGUGCGUUUGUGAGGGGCUUGCCUGAAAAUCCCUCUUCUCUGCAGCUCCAGCAGCAGAGAGAAAGUAGAGCAGUGGAGCACACGUGAGGGAGAGGGAGCGUGGGUAAUUGCGAUUCUGGUUGCGCAUGUGUGGAGCUGUGGAGACGGGAUCAAAGACGGAGGGCGCAUUUGUGUUUGCUUGCAGAGCAUUUUUUCAAGAAUUUAUUUUUACUUGUUUUCCUCCUUGUGAGACUUCUCUGUCCAUGCAUGCGGGUUUAAAAAACUAAUCUCUAUAUGCGUGCACAGUCACACGCAUGUAUGUGUGUGUGUGUGCGUGCAUGCGUGUGUGUGUGGCAGAGAAUGGACUGCUGAGCCUAGGCCUCCCGGCUCUCCAGAGAUUUUCACACGGGCCAGGCAUGAUUCUCUGCACGUGCUCCAUCAUACACGAACUCGCCACUCACAUUGGCAGAAAGACCGCAACACACACAAACAUGAAUAAAUCACAGAAUUUUGGUGUUCAUCCAGUCAUAUCUGUAAAUACUAGUCAUUAGCAUCCACCAGCUUUGUAGUUAUAGAUUGCCAACAUGUGUGGAAUAAUGUGUCUGAUCUAAAGGCAUCUGUGGAUUUAAGAAACGGUUUUUUUUUUUCUCCCUCAUUAAUGUAGAAAUAAGCAAGACAGCAUCGAUUUUCAGGCAGAGUACAGUCGCCCUCAUUAGGAUACAUUUGCUGCAAGUCGUGAUGCACAAAAAAAACCUAUAUUCCUUAUUUACUUCUCAGCCUGUAUGCACAUUUUCUGCACACAUGCCUCUUUGCUCUGUUCGCCGUCCUGGCUCUCUCAGUCUGUUAAUCCUGCGUUGGUCCCAGCUGUGAACAGGGAAGCCCCUGGAGCCAGACACAAUCCCUCUGUUCCCUUUCACACACAUACCCUCCAUCCCACUCACUUACUUCAACUCAUACAGACCGCCUGUCCGCAUGGAUAUAACGUGUCCUGUAAUGUGCUGACAUGGGUAAGCAGAUGCAUCUAAAACAUGAAUCACUGCUAAAUCUUUUAAAUGCGCGUCAACACAUACAUCUCAUGCUUUAAUACUACCAUGAAGCAUCCACAACACACUUUGUGCACACGCAGUGGUGUUUGUUUCAAAUCCCAUAGUUCACUGUCAUGUCAUCUGUGCACCUGAUUGCGGGAGAAACUGUGAGGACAGAUUAUUUCCCUUUCUUUUACAACACAAACGGUACAAUCUGUGCAUACGAUGGAGAUUAUAAUCUGCAGGGACUACUCUUUCAUGCAGUGUAUCUGUGUUUGUGUGUGUGCCUUAGCAAUAAGAAAAGAGAGAAUUAUUUUUAAAUGACAGGGAAAAUGUGCAUGAUACUAACAGAUAAAGAGAAAAGAGAGGAUGCACGUUGAUAUCACAAUAAAAAACAUUUCUAUCAAACAUGAAAAUGACACUUUAAGUUUGUAAGAAAGAAAAGAAAACAGCACGCAGCAUAUCUGCACCACUGCAGAGGCACGACCCAAAUCAAGGUAAACACGGGUCAUGUGCAGAGAAAUUCAGACACACAUACACUCACGCUGAACGUCCGGCCCAGCUCACCAUCGCCUAGGCGACAGGAUUGACUACAGAGCACUGUUCCUAUGGAAACAACGGAUGCCUUAAGGAGGAAGAUCAUUAAUUGGAAUCAGAAAAUAUAGGAGAGGAAGAUAAGGAAGACUUGAGACAAGAAGGUGGAGAGGUGGGGUGGUGGUGGUGGUGGGGAAGUUGAGCUCAGCAAAAGGUGUGGUCAGAAAAGCUGUAACACUGAGUCUUUUUUGUGUUCUUAUUUUGUCUCUCUCUUUCUGCUCGUUUUCUGUCAGCAGAUGUGUGCUCCUGAUUGUUAUCCAGGUGAGAUGAGAUGAGUGCAGAGAGUAAAAGAGGUGAAAAUCACAUUUAGAAUUGAUUUGUGGAGAAUCAAUGUAGGCCACCAUGAAGUGUAGAGUAGGGUUCCUCCUGUAGACGGUUGGUAGACCACACAAAUCUCCCAGGAGUUAAUGUCUCUGUGUGUGUUUGUGUGUUAUUGACUGGCGGUGUGAGGACUUUUUUUUGUUCAUCCAGCCUUUUAUCACUGUUUGUUUGUGUGCUGCAGUGUUCCUGACCUUUUUUUGUCUGAAGUAUCCCAGCAGCCCUCUGUGAUGAGUUCAAGUACCCCCUCAUCAACACCACAUGUCAUAGCUUGAUGUGUCCUGUUUAGCUAUUUUAAACCACUUUAAAGUUCCAGUCAUCGAACCCUUAGCUUUUACUUCAUCACAGUAUUAUUCUGGUUAAAAGACAGUCACUAGUAACUUAACUUUUGAAGUUAUUGAAGUCUCUGUGUAACUUACUGGCUACUGUUCAACUGAUACCAGUUUGUACCUGAUGCGAGCAAGAAAUGAUUGUCGUAGAUAUAAAAGGAGAUGGAAAAAGAAGACUUUACUGAAAGUAGUGUAAUGCUAACUGCUGGCAACACUGGAAUUACUGAAAAGCUGGCAUCCGAUCCCAGAGGUGUUCACUGUGUAGCAACAUCUUUGGUCCUGGGUCCUGGUCGUGUGUUGGAGGAUUUUUACAACCAAAAAUGUCACUUUGCUUCCUAACCUAUCAGGCUUUGAAUAUCUUUGCAGAAAAUGUGAAAGGUGUUUUCAGUUUGCUGAUACCUGUCUAAUGGCAGCAACAAUAGGCAUUAUAAAGAACUGUAUGGAAAUGACCGUCUUACUGAUGCUCUUAUUCGUGUUUGCAGAUCACAUCCAAGCUUCAGUAGCCUACCCCUUUUUUUGUAAGUUUUGUAACCAGGUCAAAACUCUCACAGUAGCUUAGACGAAACCAUUUUUGUCGUAUCUCCCCCUGCAGUUUGUGAAACAAUAAGCUAACCCAGGAUUUCCACAUCAUGCAGAACGGCUCCAAUCUGGAACGGCUCCCAUCCAGAAUGGUGGCGAUUUUCGCCAUAUGCCAAUUCCUACCGGAUCUGUUUGUGAAAUGAGUUUCGUGGCGGAUACAGACAGCAGGAAUCACUUCUAGAUUUUUAGAAUCAACAUCUCCUCAUCCAUGGCGUCAUCAGGAUGAAACGCUGUCUAUAAACCUUUCACUUGUUUGUCCCCGCCUGUUUGCAUGGUGUGAAAUACGAUCCGCCUGAAACACGGAGUGUUUUAUUUUGAAAAGAAGCCGGAUGUUUUACUUUGUGUCUGUGCCCGACUUCCUUUCAAGCAUGGGUUAAUCUGUGCUGAAUUUAUUCAGCAUGCCACGGCAUCUGUAAAAAAUAGAACUCUGGAAAUUAACAUAUUAACUUGAAUGGUUACGAUCAGCAGAUACGGCCUUUUUGUAGCCAUCCCGGAUGUGGUGGAAAUCACCAGUAACUGUUUGUGGGCCGUGUCGUUACAUUUUAAAGAUACUAAGGUGACCAGAAGUCCUUGAUUUCCGGGGACAUACCCCGUUUUGAAUGACCUGUCCCUGGCUUAGGCUGUACCCGGAAAUGUCCCCAAUCUAAGCAUUUCAUGAAUGAGAAAAAAAUGUUGCGUGUAGACUAGAACAAGGGUUAUUGCGUGCAGUCCUGAACAACAGUUUUUGGAGGGUUAUUACGGAGGGCAUGUGCUGCAACUAAGUAGUACCGAGUUGUUGUCUGUGACCACACAGCCGAUGCCCAAUGCUGCUCUCCAGAAAUAGAGGGCCUGAAAUCACAUUUUGCUCAGCAUCCCCCCCCCCGACCGCUGGAUGUCCCUGGAUUGGUCACCUUAAGAUCAACAUGAGUGUGCCAGCAGUCUGAUAAUCAACUGGUAUUCAAGAAUAUGUCCAGAAGACCAAAACUUUUCCUUAAACAACAAUUUGAACUCCAUCAACUUUUAGCAGGAUGGAAUUAUUUUUGUUCUAUCACAGGAUAUUAUGAAGUUUCCUUUUGUUCACGCCCGCAAAAGUUACCAAAUAGAGACUUAUUUUCCCCUAUACAUCCUGAAAUAACUAUUAUGUAAGUCGCACUUAAACUUAAAGAAGAAUAAAUUAGUGUUUAUGCAAUCACAGGAAGCCACACUUAUAUUUACAUUCUCUGUUUCUAUUUAAAAGCCUUGAACCAAAACUUCCCACACUCUGCAGCCUUAAAGGUGUUAUUCCCUAUUAUUGAUACAGAGUGUUGGCUGAGUUGACUGUAGUGCCUGGAAGCUUCUUUGAUAGGAUACACUCUCCCUGUCCGGUUCUGGCUUCGUCCCUAUCCUUGCUCUCCUUUGUUCUUCGAUCACAGGGAGUCAGAAUGCAGGAGGAUCGAUACAGACACUUUCCCUCAUUAAAGCCUUCAAAGUGAGAGCGGAGGGCAAGAGCAGAAUGAAGGAGGCACCACUGAAUUGCUUAGUGUUUAUCUGUUUCUGUUUGUUGAACCAUUGGAAAUUAUAUUUGGAGUCAUGUGCAUCUCUCGCACUGUUUGAGCGCCUUGACGUUUGUUCAUGCAUGUGUUUGCAAGAGCAGGCAUUAGUGCUUCUGUUUGAGGUAUAUCUCGACGGAUAGGACCCAGCCCAAGUGUGAAAACAGCUUUCCUCCACACAGCAAAUCAAUCAGGCCGGCAGCCAGGUCACUUUCUCUCCUCCCCUGUGUUUUAUUUUUUUCUCUUUCUCCUUUACCUGAACCUUUCACCGUCUGCCGAGAGCUGGCCCAAGUCGAUCAUCUUUUGUCUUCCCGCACUUGGGUCCCGCAGCGGACACUCAGAAGACUCAUAAGACGCCGAGUUUUCCUGCUGGCUCAGGUCCACACAAUAUUAUACAGGUUCCAUCUCAGGUGACCAGAAUGACCUCCUCUCUCUUGAGCUAAUGGACCAGAGCAGACAGCUAAAGUAACAGCUAUUUGGUGCUUAAAGGAGUGGUCAAAGCAAGAAGAGGGCUCUGAUCUGGGCUCGGAAAUAGACCUGUGUUCUGCAGGUAUGAACAGGUCAUGUUUAUUAUCAAUUUUCAGCAGCAGAGGGUUUUUUUUCUUUUAUACUCUGCUUUUGCUGAGGAAAGGGUCAUGGGGCAAGCAUCUACAGACACCAGGCUACAAGCAAUUAAAGUCUGACUUGUUCUAAAUGACUUUGCAACUAGUGUUUAAUAAUGGUAAUGGUAUUCUGGGUGGCGUCACCAAGACUUUGUGAAUGUAUUAUUCUUUCGAGGCUAACCUGCCCUGCUCACUCUGACUCUAAUGGGGCGCUCACACCAAGCAUGAGAAAAGUCAUCUACUUGCCUAAUUUGUGCGAAUCUAGACGUGUGACUGAUUAGUAUUUACUUGCUUCAGUACAGUAAUUUAAACCUUAACCCCUGCCGUAACCAACCGGAGGGAUCAAGUGAUAGACAAAGAAUUUUUACAACUUACCAGGUAAUCGGACCUCCUCACUCACUUGCGUCUAUGCGAACUCCUUUUUAUUCUGGUUUCGGUAAUUGUAAGAAAAGGUAUCAUAUAAUUCGGGGCAUCCACACACCAACACGAUCAGUUUGACCUCCAUUAUAGAUACCAGUGAACAACCGUCUGUUUUCAUACUGUACGUCACCCAGCAAUCUUCGUGCUGAUGAGUCAUCGCGACAUGUCUAUCCGCUCAAAUUGAGACAUUUGUAGCUCCCGCCCAAUUCACGUCAUUCGCGCCCCCAGAGCAGCAGGAGCGUCUAAUCACGUCUGUGCGUUGGCUUAACAUGUAAGUCAUUCGCGUGAAUGAUUCUACCCAUGCUUGUGUGGAAACAGUAACUUUUGUAUUCUAUUUUUUGUGACCUUUAAGUUCAGUCUUCAUCCUCUGUUGUCCUUUUCCACCUCUGUUUCUUUAUCUCCUCCUCCAUAUACAUCGCCCUUCCCCCUCAUCAUUAUUACUCAGUGUCUAUAACCUCCUGAACUCAAGGGCAGAGCACGCCGCCAGAUGUGCCGCACAGCUGGACUCCGCCACUUAGACUCUCACACACUCAAACACAUGCAUAUAUCCUUGAGUGGACAUUGACAGCAUCCCUCACAAAUCCACUCGCUCACGCAGACAACACAAGCCUCCCUCCAGUUGCCACAGCACCAGAUGUCUCUUUAGACCUCUACUCUGUAUGUCCUUAUAUUUUGUUUUUACAGGACUCAGAAAUCUGGGGGAGCGCCUCUUUUCAUUCGCUGUGAACUGCCUCUUGACAACCCCCCUGAUAAUUAUACAUUUAUUGAAUUGACACCUCCCAUGUAGGAAGGAGUGUGAUGCUGUGACAGUGACUUAUGCAUCCGCAACGCUGUGGCUGCCAGCAGCUGUCAGCGGGCUUUUGGCAGACACUUUCCCUCACACACACAUUAUUGUAUAUGCAGAGAAAUGUCGUUAUGGCUGAUGUGUGCCAACAGUGUAGAGUAAGAACGACAUAAAAGCAAUCAAGUCCAUAAAAGGACCUACAUCUGAAUCAAUCUGAGCAAGUUAAAUGCAAAAAUGUACUUGUGAUGUGAUUGCCUAUAAAUGACCUUGGUAUUAUGGUUUAAAAUACUUGUUUUAAAUGACCACUUAAAGACGUCCUUCACUCUAACAGUGGCUUUAUGUCCAGAUUGUCUCCUCUUACACACGACUGACUCACCAUUAACCAUUUUGCAAUUAAUUCACAUUUAUUCACUGUGGAUAACUUAAGAAGAGAAAUUUUUGAUUAGUAAACUACUAUAUUUUAAAUAUUUGUAUUGUGGAUUUCAGGGGUCAUUGUGGGUUGUGUGUGUUUAUGGACUGAAGCAGAGUUGUGUAAUACUCUAAAAUGAUUAAUUAAUAUGCUGUCUUCUGAACUGUCAGACUGUUGCUGCACACUUUCAUCCAGUUCCUCGCAGAUAAUCUGUAACGCCUAAAGAUACUGUCUCAUCUCAAACAGCGCAGUUUGUCUAAUUUCUCCUCCUCCUAAUGUUUUUCUGUCACUUUCUCUCCCAUUUCACUUCCCACUACUUGAUCAUAUUUUCCUCUUUUCUGCUGCCUGCAGUUAUAAAGUUGCUGAGAUAUAUUAAAAAAGCACAUUUACACUCUAAUAAUCAUCAAUUUUAUGAGAGACUCACCCUUAACUUUCUGUCUGUACAGUAAGUUUGUCAAUUUUACUUUUUUGUUGUUGUUGUUUGUUUUAAUUCCUACAGUUUUAGACAUUAAAUGAUCAUUUGGCUCAUAAUUAAUGUCUACGGUGGCCCUGAGGUGCAAAACACAAAUCGGCAAAUUAGAAAACACAAUGACAUUAACCAUUGUGUUGUCUCUUUUUGUGUUGUCUUUUCUCUUUUUGUGUUGUGUUUUCUGAUUUGCCUAUUUGUGUUUGGCACCUCAGGGCCACCGUAAAUAUCAGUAGCCAGUACACUGAAUAUCUUCUGCGUCAUAAGUAUUACGCUGUGUGGUAGUGCUAUGACCUUAGAGCAAAAAGGUUCCUAAUUCGAAUCCUUAUCUGUUAGCCUGUUCUGCGUGGGUACUCCACACAGUCUAAAAACAUGUUUGUCAGGUUAGUUGGUCUCACUAAAUUGUUGAGGUGUGAGUAUUUGCAUGGAUAGGCAUCUUGGAUAGGCUCCAGCUCCUCCUGCAACCCCAAAAGGAUAAGUGGUAGAGGUGAUAGAGAGGAUUUCUGCUUUCUUAUCCACAAAAUGGGUAUUUCAGAUCUGCGGAUCUACUUAUUGAUCCAGAUUUGAUGAAAAGUCUUCACGCUAGAGGAAACUCAAACAUUUUGUUCCUCAUGGUCAAAUAUGUAUGUGUUGUAACCGUAUAAGAAAUUGAUUUAAUGAUCUCUGUUUUUUCAGUGGGCGAGACCCAAAAGGACCUGAGAGAGUAACCUUAACUCAUGCCGCCCAUGCGAAAGUCAAAACCCAAGUUGGGCCACCCCAGUCUCAAAAUCUGAAUCUGCCCCUUCUUGUUAAUGUUGACAUCCUAAGUACGUGUACUUUUUGCAGCAAAGUGGACGGAUUCACAAGGACUUGAGGUCUUCUGUUGAUGGGACAGGAAGGCUAAAGUGAAAGACGAGGACUCAGCUUUCACCCAGAUAAAAGUCAGACAACUUCUCAAGGAUGGAUGGUGUUAUCGUCCUCAGUGACGGCCACUGCUUCACUGCCACUGUCUGAUCUCAUAGCUGUAAUGCAUUUCCUUAUAAUACAAAAAAAAAACAACCACAGAUAGACAGGAGGAGAUGUUAAAUACUUCAGCCUGAUCUGAUUGUCUCUCUAUUGACUCGAGGGCACGUGCUGUUUCUGCUGAGCCAAGCUCAUGAACAGACAGCACUGUUCUCCCAUCAAAAGUCAAUACUGAUCGCUUAUUGGCAGCUCCUCUCCCUCCGUGCUAUCAAUAUAAAUAAAUAUACAUUCAGAUUAUCAAAGAGAGGAGAUUUUAUUAAACAAAAUUAAAAUAACAAGGUUGAUUCACAAGUUUCUGUUACCUUUAAGUUGGUAUGAAGUAAAGCUAAGUGACUGAAUGCGUCAUAACACACUUCCUGUUUGCACAUCUUUGCGACCAGCUGUGUUUAUUCUAGACACACUUGUGUUUGUCUCACAGGCGAACUUCAGAAAGUCCGUCUGAACUCUGUUGCGGUUUGUCAGAGCUAUGGAGUGAAUGAGCCUCAGACAGUGUGAAUAAGUGUGCAAUCUGAACGUGUGCAUGACCCAUCUGUGCUACGGUUCUCUCUGCCAGCCGCUGCCCAUAUUGUCUGUCUCUGUCUGUGGUACACAACACGCUGAAGGCUCGCUGUGUGACAGCAGCAGAAUAGACCAACCCAGCAGGCUGCAGUCCAACCUCAGCCAGGGAAAGAUUAGAGAGCUAGAUGGAGAUGAGGGGGGGGGAGCACUGUGUGUGUGUGUGUGAGUGUGGAGGAAGAUGUUACAGGAAAUCUUCCAGGAGACGGCUUGGUCUGUAAUUUCUGGGAAACUUCCCUCUGCCGGGACUUUCGGAUACAUUUGUCAGACAUACAUGUCACUGCCUUCCUGAUAUUUUCUCGCUAACAAUCAAAUAAUGCUUUUUCUUUUUGUUAUUCAUUUUAUCUUUGAUUGUGUUUUCCUUUUUUCUUAAUAACCAUCGCCUAAUUUCUUGGUAAUUGACCCUUUUUAUACAAACUAUCUGCAAACAACAAGCACACAAACCUCUUUCUAGAUUUAGAUUUUUAGACCCGAUAGACACACGUUGAUUUCUUUGUUAACUACUAGGAUUAAGUUUGUUUUAAAAUGUCUAAAACUUGGAAAAAAAUAAAGCCUCACAAAGAAAGAACGAGUGUAACAUGUAACAUGUAGUCCAUGCUGGUCCGUAAUUGCGACCACAAGCCAUCACGGCAGUUACAUAAUGUUUGCUGUACAUGUCCAACAGACGUGUGAGAUGAAUGUCAAUGAGGUCCUCCAUCUUAUUUUUUAUUUCUAAUGUAGAGUCACGUUCACCAUCAAACACUUAAACUUUAACAAAUCCCAAACCAAAAACCCCCCAGUCAUCACAGGUAAGAAGUUGUAGACCCACUUUAGAGUGAUUUUUGUCAUGAUGAGAGGGUUGUGUUAGUGUCUGGACAGCACUGAGGCGUCAGAUUGUUUCAAAUUUAAGUCUUUCCACUUUACUUUUUGUCCUUUCCUCCGUGUUUCUGUUGAUAUUUUUUUCUCUCUCUAUCCUCCUCACCUCCCUCUUCCUCUCCGGCAACAAAAAAAUCUCUGCCGCCCUGCCUCCCCAGCCUGUUCUAGGGCCUGUUUCCAUAGCAACAGGUUACCAUGGAAACUAGGUGACAGUGCAGUGCAUCCCAUCCUGCUACAUUGCCGGGCAGGAGGUGCGCAGGAAAGGGAAAGUUUGUUUUGCUGCUCUUCUGUUUACUGAAACCGAAAUGAGACAGCGGGUUUGAUUUUAACCGUAACAAAGUGAAUUUUUAACCAACUGAGGAGAGAAAGGCUUGUGUUUAGUUGUAUGUUUGUCAUGUACACAAUCUUGAAAUUUCAAGAAAGUGCUUAAAGCUAUUUUAAACCUUACAAUCUGAUCAGUCUCUACAUUCAAAGGUGUGUGUGAAUAAUUCACAAAGCUUUGAGAAUGAACAAAACUCACAGGUAUUUUCUAAUAAUUUAGGCAGUGCUUUUUGUGAUUCAUGUGCAGCAGAAUAUCUCAUUGCUUUAAUAUGAUCUAUACUAAUUUUUCCCCCCAUCUUCUUCUGCUUUCUGUCCCCUUGAGUCUCUACAUUGUGCACAGAGAGCUGGAAAUAACUAUACCACUUGCCAAAUGAUGCAAUUAUGCAGAAAUGCCAAAAAAUGCACCCUGCUUUUAUGUCGCUUCAAAUUCAGAAAUAGAUGAGGAGACCGAGAUAACAGCGGAGCAGACAGAGCAUAAAGCCCCUCACGUGUAUAGAGAGGGAGGGAGGGAGGAGAGCGGGAAUGUUUUGCCGUGUUACACGUACAGAGCAGUUAAAAUGCUCCAGAGUGCCUCCACUUGCUUCAAACCCUGUAGGACUUCUGUAAGUUUUCAGUAGUCCUUGUCCUGUGAAGCAUAGAUUCAAUAAAUGAGGAAUACUGGAAAGCCUGACACUGUGCCGGCGUCCGUGUCUGCUGUGGGUUUCUGCAGCCAGAUUGUUGCUCCAGUACUUAAUUAUGAAAAACAACAGCCGAGGGGCAACUUGAAUUUUCACAAAACAAUGACAGCUUUUUGAAUCCAAGCACCCGUCCAGUCCUCAUUCAGAUGGAGAAACAGAAAGAGGGCUGAGAGAAGAGUGACAGAUAAGCAGAGCACAAACAAACAGAAGGUGCGACAGAUAGAUGGAGCGACCGUGUUAAACCUGCUGCUGAGGUGGUAUCAGCUCCUGUUACUAUCAAAAUGUGAUUAAAUUUUUUUUUCCAGAUUUAAAUGAAGCAUACUGCAGAUUCAUACAUGACUGCCAGCUGAUCUUUUUCAGACUGUGAUAGACCCGCAGAAAAACCCUGCAUUCAACGUGGCAGUAGAGCUGAUAACAGCAUAAACAUUUCAUGUUUUCUUUCCUUGUUAAAGCAGUACUUUAGAGGAUCUUUGGGGACUGAAGUGGGCGAGCUGCAUCUCUGUCUCCAGCGCUUGAGCUGACCUGGAUUCGGGCACGUGACGAGAUGCUGCUGUAGCAGUCUACACGCUGAAUAUUCUGCCCGCAGGAUGGACUGAUGCCACAAAAAUAUCUCCCAAAUACAGUUCACUAGUUCUCAGCGUGAGACAGGGCACUAUUGAGAGUCUGCUGAAUUGCUUGUGACAUUUUAAGGUUGUGCAAAGCAGCAAUCAGUGGUAGAUCAUUUGUCGUGGUUAUUUACUGACGGAGCUAAAAAAGUUAAAGGGAACAAGGUUGGAUUUCUUUUUUAGGUAGUUUUUAGCACAGAAAUUGUGGGCUGUUGAUGUUUUUGGAGCGUGUUUGGUGUGAGGCUUUGAUGUGCAGUGUUACUCUCUCUGGCUUUGAUGCCGGUGGCAAGAUGCAAAGGGAUUUGUUCAGUCCCCCUUUGGGAUUAGCUGUGGGAAAAGCACUCUUGAUGUUAUUUGUCAUCACUGUCCAUAGAAAUUAGCUCAACGUGCAGCUGUGAAAAUAUGCUGUCAACUACACUAAAGGCACAUAUGACAGCAGCAUGCUACUUAUUAGCUAGAUUUGACAUACUCCUAAAGAAAUGGAUCAUUGUUUUAUCUUUAUCAUAGUGCGGGUUGUUUUUCCAUCUUAUAAUUUCUGUUAGCUAAAGCUGUUUAAAACGUACAAAAUUGACUUGUGAAACUCAUCAAUGAUGGUUCCGAUUUCCUCUUUGUAACAUCAUGCUAGUCAGCUUGAUUUCGUAGUUUUUCGUUGGUUUUGGGAUUUUAACCAGAAUGCCUCACAGGCCUCUCAGGAUGCACUAACAUUAAAACACAAUAUUGACCACAGCAGAAGUCUCUUUUGAGUUCCUCUCUAACAUAAAGCCUUCUAGUGUUGACAGUUCAGCAAUAUAACAUGACUGUAUUAAUAAGGUUUAAUUUCUAGUUGAGUAUUCUUGCUCUGAUACAAAUAUUUUGAUUUAGUCCUCAGUUGUGUCUUUAGCACCAAGGCUUAAUCUGAAAGGGAGGUUCAGGGUUUAGCCUUUAAAUUUUUAACCUAAAAAUAACUCUUAUUCUCUAUCAAAACAGCAGCUUUUCUAUUAAAAGAUUAUAUUCAGGUUUGUAAAAAUGAACUUGUUUAUAAGUCAUGAUGUUUUAAGUGUACUGUCCUAUGGUAUGCUAUUUAUCAGGUCUGCUCGGUAAGUUGGGGUCAGUGAGUGAUUCGUUCACUGAACGUUUAGAAGAAUUCACACUGAACAUGCACCGUUCCCUUGCAAACCGCUGCAAUGUUAGGAUGCUGUGGGUUCAAUGCACUACUUGUUACAUGCUGUGUCCUAUUGUAUACAAGUUGGUGGCAAUUUAUCAGUAAAAAAAAGGUAGUUUUGUCCGCCAAAAAUUAUUCAAGAGUGUAGUUCAACGCGUGAUUCGUUCACCAAGUGAUUCAGGUGUCGGUGCAUGUGGUCCCUUGUUCACCGGCUGCUGGCCUGGCAUUUCUUUUUCUCACUUCAGCUCAACUUAGGUGAGAAACGAACGAAUCACUCGAGGAAGUGAUUCGGUUCAGUACAUUCACUUAAAAGACUGUUCUUUUGGUCGAAUUGUUCGAAAACAAAACAUGGUCUCGCAUUUUUGCGCAUUUGUCUGAGAUUUGAGCAGUUUACAUCUUUUUUCUAAGAAUAUGACAAAAUACAUUGACCUUGUGAUUUGAAACUUUGCAUCCAUGUAGUAUGGACACCAAACUUAGUUACUUUGCAGUUUUAGUUGUUCUUUUUGACGAUUAGUCUAGAUACUGAAGUACAAAAAAAUGGUUUGGAAAAGUCAUAAAGUGAGGAGACCUGAACGCAGACUUUAAUACAAUCUUGAUGCAACAGAAAAGAAAAAAAAACUAAAGGCUUAUGAUGAAAAGUGGCAGCAUAACAGGUUAAAAAAAAGAAAAGGCAGAAAAAGAGCCAGAUGGAACAUUACCCCAAAAAGCAGGGUUAAAAAGGUUGACAAAAAUAACUGGCACAAAAUGAAGAAAGUGGGGGGUCAGAGGAGAUGGACCACCAAAUUUACAAUUCAACAAAAAUAAUCACUGUGAUAGUUGAAUCUGGAUCAAAGCUUAAUAUAACACUCAUUUUCCAAAUGAUGCGCCUGUUGUUUUCCCACGAGUGUGUACUCUGCUGUGUAAAAUAUACUGUUUGUGGAUAUCAGCCACUCAUCAAACCAAAACAUUGAGUCAGAGCACUCCUCCUCCAGCGCACACCAAACUGAUCUCACUCUGACUUUCAAGAAACAACAGUGAGCAGUGAUGGAGCACAUCCAUUCAAGAGCCAGCAGAGCCAUACAAUAAAUACAACAAUUAACAGGCACUCUCUGUCAACAAAGCUGCUGUAGAGAGAUGUAGUGCAUAUGGCAUCUCGCCAGAGGGAGAGGCUGUGAACAGAGUCUGCCCGCAGGCAAACAACCUUUACUAGAGAGAGGAGGAUCCAAAAGAGAGUUGUUGGUGUCAUUAAAGACGACUGGGAUCGUUACUGAUAGUAUGCCAAGAAGAGUAUGCAAAUGGAAGAACUUGAUGGGGCAUUGAGCGAAUGGGGGGUGGUGUGUCUUUGCUGAUUGAUUAAAUGACUACUGGCUGGCUGUUGCAGCUCUGAGGUGUUUUCUGGCUUUCACGUAGUUGGUGGGGGUAAGUGAGUGAGUGGAAGUUUUACUGUGGGCAAUAAUGAUAAAGUGACAGUAGUGGGACUGAUCACUAGUCAUUAAAGGCUCCUGUAUUCUUGCUUAAAGCUCCUGUGAGGAGUUCUUGAUAAGUCAUGGGACAGAAUCAAACUUGCAAUGAUGAUGAUGCGUCUUUAUGAUGUAUAAAAGCAAAUAACAAUAGUCUCCAUAGUAAUUUUUAAUGCCUGAUACUGCUGUUAGCGGGUAGUUACACUAAAUAAACACCCUAUGAUACUUUCUCCACACUACAUAUUCACAAUGAAGGAUACAUUUCCAUGCAAAAGACAACAGAAGGAGAUUUUUUUGUCAAGCAAUAUCACUUUCACUAGGACCAAAACAAAAUACACAACAAUAUAAUGAUUACCGUUUUGUCCACAAGGGGCACCAAAGUCAAUACAGACACAAAGCUUUAAAAAGAGGUUUACUGAGGAAACAACUGAGAACAUUGCUGUGAGACAUGUUAAGUGUUUCUGCAAGCUCAUCAACUUGGGCAUGAAAGCAUGAGUGGGUGGGGUUGAAACACAGAUACCCAUCUUUCUCAUGCUUGUAUUAGUUUGAAGCACAGGUGGUACUUAAACAGUUAAAGUUAGUCAAAGCUUUCUAUUGUGCUCAACGAUGAUUUUUUUUUCCAUCAGUUUGCAGAUCACAAACAGUCCAAGCCAAGCAGAGUUGCUGAACAAACUGUUGAAGAAACUUAAAACUCAGAAUAUUUGACUUAUUGAAAGAGGUGCAUGAUUAGCAGUAGUUGUGAAUUACCUGAGUGACGAAUCAUGACAAAUGUUGUCCCAGGCUAUUUAACUCUGUUUUAGUUUGACUGUGGUUCCCUCAUUCCCCCAAAGGCUAACGAUAACACCUGCUACAGUGUUACCAUUAGCCAUUAGCCAAAUCAGUCAAGCACACGCAACUGAUUUACUGAAUGUAGAUUUGUAAGUUUCUCAACCGGUCGCUGGUUUUUACUCCCUUUUACUAUUUCAUAAAACUGCACAAAGAUACACCAGAGUUAAACUUGGAGUUCUUCAAUUCAAAUCCCUGACUCUGGUAGUAAACAGUGAAUAGUAGUAGCAGACCAACUUAACUUUUACCUGCUUCAGAUCAUGACAAAGCAGUUUUGUUGCUUGAGGCUGGGGUUUCAGCGUUGCUAGAGUGGUUGAAUGAAAAAACAUAGAUAAGAUAGAUUGUUGGUGUUAAUAUUGAUGUUUGUCAUUCCUGAUGGUAUUGAGUAAACAUCUACAUUUAACCUAAAAUACUCGCUCUUGAUACCCAUCCCCAGAGAAGACCAUUUCAUUCACUUCCUCUGUUAAUUCUCUAUUCUUCUUCCUCAUCACAUUGAAGCCCAUACUUCAGAACACCGUUUUCUUCCUCUUCCUCUCUCUCUCCCUCUCUGUAGUCAUCACAUCUUUAAUUUGGAUCCAGUUCCUCCUCUCUCACAUAAAGUACAGUCACACUACACUGGGCUCGAACCCAUCACUCGUUCCCUUGGGUGUGCAGCUCUGACUGCCUGGCUGUGAAGACUCUAACACUUGCCUAGUGUUCUGCCAUAUAAUGAGACAGUAGAAGCACCAUAAAAGAACAGUUUUAUGAUUUAUUUUUUAAUGAGUCUCUGCUCAGUUUUGUGUUACGAGUACGAGAUGCUUUAUGAUGUUGGUAGUAUAACUGGAAAGAAGAGGAGUCUGGACAGAGUUGAAAGAUUAUCCUCCUGUUUCCCUUAUAGUGGGCAGUUCUAGGGUUUUCACUCACCUUAUCCAAGGCGCUUGAACAGGCUGGAGGGUCUAUGAUUUUGUUCUUUUAUGUAAUUAUUAAAAAAAAGAAAGAAAACACUGUCUGGACUCAAAACGGUGUUAGAUAGAGGUGUCUUUUGGAUUGGGAUACAUGAAGUCAUAACUUACUGUACAAGAAACCUCCAGAGCAUUUCAUUAAACUACUGAGAUGGCUUUGUUGUUGUAGCAGAGUCAUGCAGACCUUAAAACAAACUCUCUGGAAGCAUUUUCAUUAUUUUGAUAGGACAGCUGAUCAGAAACACGGAAAUGUGGGGGUAGAGCCUGGGGAUGACAUCAAGAAAAGGGAGCUGAACUAGCAACCUAUGGGAUGUGUGCUGCAACCACUGAGCUGAACCAGUGCCUCAAAUCUUAAAGUAUUAACUAACACAUUUUAGCACAAAGUAUUUAAAGGCUGUUGAUGGAACAACAUGUGAAUGGGAUGGAUGUAUUAAUGCUGCGUUCUAGUUGUACUUUGAAGUCGGGAUUAUCGAGCUCCGAAUCAGAAAAAUUAAAUAAGUGGUAUAUGUUAUAUUGCCCAACGUCUGACUGUAAACACGGUGCUAUGGUUUUUGUAAAAAUAAAAUACUGUGUUAUGUGUUGUUUACAAUUGGUAUAACUAACAACAAUUAACAGCAUCUAACAAUGGCUAACAACAACUGACAACGGCUAAGGACAACCGACAAUUUUAAACAACAGCUAACAAUGGCUAACAGUAGGCGUCCAUCUUGGUUUUGUGACUUGUUUACUGGAGCGCUGUCUACUUGGGUGUAACGGCAUUCCCAGCUCCCCCAUCUAACUUUCGAGGUAACUGGAAUGCAGCAUUAGACUCCAAAUUUCCAAAAACUCUGCAUCUGUAAUUUCCAUAGUUCACACAUGUUUAUGUGCAUAAAUUCCUCUGUCAUUGUCAAUCAUUGCAAGUUUUUUUCCCUUACAGUUGGCAAAAAUAGCAGCAAGCGAUAUGCUGGCUUUAUUCUUUAAAGCUUUAUGAAACAUGUGAACUAACAGCCUCUGUCACUGAUUCACGCGGUGACUACAUUUUCAACAAAGCAGCAGAUUUCAACACAACGCCAGCUGUGUGCUAAAAAUGUAACCAUUGUAAAUUUUCCUGAAUAUCUCCCACUGCAUUCGUAGUGAAAAUUCCAGCUGUUUGCAUUGACACAUGCAGCUCAACCAGAGUUAUGUUCACGCAUGAAUAGUCCUCAUGUUGCUUAUCAGUACUGCACUCUUCAGGGAUUGAGAUCUAACCUGCACCCUCUGAUCAAAAGCUGCCUCUCUUACACUGCUCGUGAAAUUUUUGUUUCCUUCUGGCUCUGUUAUUUCAACCUCAAUAUAAAAAAAAGUGCUUGAAAGUAGUCCAUGCUAAUGUGAUUGGCACCUGUCAUUUCUUGAGAAUUACAGUUUGUUAGCAAACACUAAUAAGCCCUAAAGGGACUCAUGCUGACCAAUAAAAAGCUUGCAGUCUUCAGCCUUUGACACUAAUUGCUCCCUCUGUCUUGUUACGCCAACACACACAGCUGCUGGUCUUGACAAAUACUGUAAUACUAACACUGGAGGAUUUUCUCUUUUGGUCUCAGGCUGUAAGAAAUUAGACUCUGAAGGCAUGACUUGCUGCAGUAACAAAUCUGAUGUGGGUUAAUGUUUGUGUGUUUAACUCCUUGUGUUUAAAUUUAGCACAUGAAGCUGUUGAGCACUUGUUUUUUCCAAUGGUUAAAUUAACUUGUUCUUUAAAUAAAAUAAAAUAAACUUUCCUCCAGACAGGAUGAAGCAGCAUCAGACUUAAGUACAGUACGUGUAAGAACAUGGAGGAGGUAAUACCAUGAGCAUUAACAUUAAGUUUGAUCAUCUCGGCUGCAGUUGGAGUUUUGUUUAUCAGUACCACAGGAGCAGACUUGGCUUCUUGUACCCAAACUUCGAGAAUAAAUUAGCUGAAGUUGUUUGGGUUUUAUGAUAAAUAUCUUUUCUCAGGUUGUCAUGGAAACAGGCCUGCCCACAUCUGCAGCACCCUGCUACACUGAAAUGUUUUCUACAUCUAAUUAUCUCUGCAGUUACUCUGUAAAUUAGUGUUACUGUUAUUCAGCACAACUUGCAUUCAGCAAAUAAAUUGACACUAGAAAAGUUUCUUUUUGCAGGAUUCAUGCUGCGCUCUCUAAAGUCUGAAAAUUAACCUGAACUCUGUGAACGAGUGAAGGACAGAGAGAGUGAAAUAUUGUCCUUUAGUUGACCAGGCACUUUGGUUAUGCCAUCAGAUUUACUGUUUUAGCUAAACUAGCGUAUUUGUUCAGUUACCCGUUGGCCUGUAUCUCUCUCUGCUCCACAGAGAGAAAGCAAGAAAACUCCAGACAAUUUACUUGCAGCACUAAUGAGUUAUUUUGCCUCAAAUAAUAAGAGAGCACAUUUUGGGGAGGACAGCGAGGGUAAGCAAAGGAGAGCUCCUCCUGUUCGGCUGUAGGAUGAAUCACUCCAGCAGGUUGAGACCUGUGGGAGGAGAGUCUUUCUGGCCAUAUGGCCUGAGUGCUGAGACAAGAACGCCUGCUGACAUAUUUUAUUUUAAGUUGUUUUAUCUCUUUACUAACAGCACACAAGGGAGCACUGGAGUUUUAAAAGUGGAACACAUCUUUUGAAUUAACCUCUCAACCACCAGCCUUAGUCAUCAUAGAGCCUGUUUCACUGCAGAAACUCAGAGCAUCAGUGUCUCUGGCUGGUUCUUGGUACUUCACUUGGUACCACUUUGAUUGGCGUUUUGAUCAGUCAGACAUGUCUUGUCAUGUUUCAAGUAGAGAUUCACUGAUCCAUUAUUUUCCGAUCCAAUCUGAUACCUGGGCUGAGCGUAUCGGCCGAUAUCCGAUACCGAUCCAAUGAUACUGUUGAAUGGAUUACCUAUAUAUCUUGCCCUGUGAGCGAAGGCCUCAGGCUUGACAUUAGUCUUGUUAAAAAAAAAAAGGUUACAAAUAAACACAGAUAUAAAUUUACUUAAUAUUAUUUAUUAACAAAUAACAAAUUGCACAUUAGCACACAGCAAAAAGAAGUAAGACGUCCAUGUCAACAUUUAGUGCAAAAAGGAUAGACAUACAAUUUGUCAAUAUCAGAGCCGAUAUCCAAUCCAAAUAUCUGAUCUGAUCAUCCCUAGCUUCAAGUGAAAGUUGUUAAAGUCAGGGUUUGGUAUCUUUUAACAACCUCUGCAGGAGUUUCCAGGUGGUUCUUGCCAUGUCAUAUGAGAUAUUCUUGGCUCCAGAACCAGAGGCUUUCCUGUGCUACUGGCCCAGUAAAGACGGUUCUGUGUUAGUGUGCUGGUGGAACCUCCACCGGGCUGUCCUGUCCCCCUUCCCAGUCCCGCAGGGGAUCUCUUCAGCAGCCAGACACACUGGCCCAUUUUACUUCCCUUUCUGCCCUCCCGCCUUCUCUGCUUCUCUUACUGGGUCUCCCUGCACCUCCUCCUGCUGCCGCCAAACUCUUUAUCUCCAGCUCCUCUAAUAGCGCGAGAACCACACUUUGAUCAGUUGUUUCUGUUUUGGCUCUCAGGUCCAACCCUAGUAUCUGUCUCUGUUGACUGACUUUUCCAUUUUUGCCCAAGUGAUUACAAAUGCAUUAGCAGUUGGUGGCUAAAAGUCGUCAUACAAACUAGCUUCUGUGGGUGUUUUAGACUGUAAGUGUUGCUAAAUAGAGGAUUGCAACAAUUAAGUAAUUACCGGCGGGUUGCUGAUGCAAGUCUACUCACAAGAACUUAAUAGAUAAUUACAUAGAAGUGCAACUAAGGGCUUGAUAAGUGUAAGACGUGUCCUUGGCUUUAAAAGGUAGAAUCAGAUUUAGAGACUAGGAGAAGAUAAGGGCAGAGGGAGCAAGAUAGCAAGCCAAAAAGGGGGAACACACUCCCCUCCCCAGCUCCUCCUGCAUGUCAUCCAAACGUGUCACUGAGCCGAGCCGCUCACGUUUUGCUCCAGUUUCUGUGUGGCUCUUAUUCCUCUGAGUUUUACCAGUCCUUUUAAACUGUUCUGAAAGGCAGAUGAGGUUUUUUAAUUACACAUUCGCUGACUCUGUGCCUUGCCGUGCAAAGUUUUUCACAAAGUCUGCAUCAUUUUUCAUCAUACUGCAUCAGAAACAGAAAACAGAAAGCCUGACUGGUUUUGCAUAUUUGACUGCAGCAAAACGCUGAUUUGUAUCUGUCAGUGUUAGAAAGCAAUGACCGCGGGGUAAGGCAAAUCUUAACUCAAUCAAACAGAAGAAAUGCUCACACACAUGCACAUUUGGGGGAUGUAAACAUGAAAGUUAGCUGUGGGCUCGACAGUGGGCGGAUGUUGGUGUCUGCAGUGUGUGUGUGUGUGUGUGUCUGUGUCUCUCUGCCAAUGUGAAAAGUAGUUCAGUAAUUAAAGCAAACCUCUCUGCAGUCCCUGUUGGAAAGAGAGGAGGCAGAAAAGGGUGAGGAGGUAGUGAGAGGGAGUGGGUGAGAUAAAGAAGAAGAAGAAAGGCGAGAUAAAAGCCAGGGACGGUUUAUUUUUGAUGCAGAGGGAAGACAGGGAGGUUUUAAUUUUAGCUCGGCGUGCCGGAUCGCCACAAGGGGGAAUGUGGCAGCUGAUUGCAGAGAUGCCGAUCGGUUAGACAGGGAUGCACACGCAUUCACGGGCUCAGGAUUCACAUACACACACAUACACCAGCACUGACAUUACAUCUGGAAUGCCCCUGAAGAAGAGAGUUCCCCUCAUUUUCAGUCUAAUGAUGGAGGCACAGCUUUAGAGCGCUUUGUAACACAUGUGCAGCGACCCGGUUCAGAGGUUAAUUCACUGUCAAAAAACUCAAAUUCUCCUUCUUUACUGAACCGCCGUUUUCACCUAAAGUCAACACACUAAUUAGGCUGCUGUGCGAGAUUCACUGGCACACACUCAUGCUUGUCGACAGGCUGAAAAAAGCCUCAAAUCCCAUUGCAAUGUUGCUGCUUCUUCCCCCUGUAAACACUCGGUGCAGUUUUAGCGUGUUGUCGGAGCUUUUUUGUUAUUUUUUUUCUGCUCGUUAUCCGAAACUUUCUGGCGUUCUCCCCGCCUAACGAAGGCGUGAACUGCACUGCUCUGCCGCCUGUUGUGUUUGUUUUGAGAGGUGUCCCAUUCUGACCUACAUACAUUACCCUGACCAGCGCUAAACUUUGUCUCCAUGACAACAGGAGGUGUGAGGGGAGGGAUGCGCCCACUUGAAAAAAAAAAGGCAGGAUGCUGUUGUCUUCCUACUGUAGCACCAGCCCCUGCAAGCCCACACAGCGUGCACUUGGAGAUUUAUAUCAGAGCAGAUAUUCAAGAAGAAGAAGGUGUCGGGCCAAGAUAUCUCCAUUUUGAAGCCACUUUUUCUCUAUGUUUGCUCAAACACAAACGCACUUUUUUUUUGUUCUAGCAUGAGGCAUGAGUGGAUAGAUGUCGAGAGAAAAAGAAGGGAGGUCUUUGAUGUAUAAUUUAUCUAGGCAGUGGGUGGGCGGACAACGUGGGGUGUGAAGAGGGUGAGGAGAUGGGGGGGGGGGGGGGGGGGAAAUCGGUGGGGGAAAGGUGGGCGGCAAGGGAGUUGAAGGGAAUCCAACUCGCUCACGUUUUCCCUGUUAUCCAUUACUUUUUCAGGGCAAGUCAGCCUAAUAACUCAUUUGGAGGAUCAUGUAUGUGUGUUGUGUGUUUUUGUUCUUUGGCACCUCAACCUAAAAACUGGCUUUGAUUUUAAUCUAAUCAAUAAUAGAAGUAGUUUUCUGUCCGUUUUAAUUGAAACAUGUUUUGUAGAGAGACACUUUGCUCUCUAAAGCAAACUUAAACCUGCACAUGCACACAACCCAGCUUUCUCAGGUGCCUUAUAACAUCAGCACUUAUAGCUGAUGAAGGCAGCAGAUUCAAGAAAACAAUAAAGAAAGAGAGGGAUGAAAUGAGGAUGGAGGGAUGAACUGCAGAGGCUGUUCCACUCCGAGAGGAAAGAGCAAAGGAGCAGAUUUGCUUUAUUCAGAGAGUGGCAUAGAGACCUCAUUCCUUCAUCCCUCCCUCCCUUUUUUUUUCUCUCCAAGUUCCCCUCCUCUCACCCACUCCUUCUUCCUUUUUUUUCUGUCUCCUCAAGACGUUUCCACGUUUUUGCCAUCCACAUGCCUGGCUGCAGGCUACGGAUGAGGUGAAAUGGAAAGGAGGAGAGGUGGUUGAUUUCAAACGCACAUUCCUUCAGGAAUGGGGCGGGCUGCAGGCAGAGGGGGUCUGCAGAGCUACAUGAGACCAGUAAACAACCACAGAGGAGAUGGGAGCAAAUUCAUAAAGUAUAAUCUGAAAUAUGACCUAAAUAAAAAGUACACCACCUCCAUGCUUUUCUCUCUGCUCCAGUUCAAGUAUGUGUCUGUAUGUGCACAUUUAGCCGGGGUGAGUGUGCCUGUGUGUGGGUUCUGUUUGUGUACAGUACCUCCACAGAAGACAGUAGGAUGUGGUCCAUACCAGUCUGCUGACCACUGAUAGCACUCUGUUGUUGUUUCUACCCACUGAUCAGCUCUGCAUCAAACACCGUCAGGUGGGUACACAAACGCACAUGGACGGUCCACCUCGGCAUGCCUCACAUUUAAGCCUCCGCCAUGGCUGCAGAACAAACAACAAAUCGCUUCUUCUUUGGCAAAGUGAAGUGUUUUCUGUCAGCUUUCGAGUUUAGGGUCAGGAUGAAGUCAGCCCUCUGAGAUGCUCACACGGUCAUAAUAUUGAUUUCUGUUGUUGUUGUUUGUCUUAUUUAGGUCAGUUUGGUUAACCGAUCAUCAGUUACACCUAAAAAAAUAUCUGUGUAGGUUCUCACUUAUCUAGGUCAUGGUUGUCAUAUUCUUCAUCGAAAGAGCAACUUUUCUGACCAGGACUGAGCUGAUAACCUAGAUCUGAAAGAUACAGGACAUCCCUUUGUGGACAGCAAUGUUAGGGAAGACUGCUGGUUUGAAAGAGGUGUGAAGGACGCCAUCUUUAUCCAACUGGAGAAACCAUCCUUUAACCCCUGAUUUCCGUCUCAUCCGGUACGGCUCCAGUUUUGAACGGCGGUAAUUUCAGCCGUCCGCCAAUUUUUAUAGGAUCCGUUUGUGAGGCGAAUUUCAUGGCGGAUUACGGACAGCGGGAAUCGAAAGAACUCACAAGACCCUGCAGAUUCACAUGCAAUCACGCGAUAACAAGUUGUCUCUAUAGCCGCUAACCAUAUAAGCAGUAGAUUGUGUCCUUCUAGAGCAGGAAAUAUUUCCAGACUUCUAAGAUCAGCAUCUCCUCAUCCAUGGUGUCAUCGGGGUGAAAUGCUGCCUAAAAACCUUUCACGUGUUCGUCCCCGCCUGUUUGCAUGGUGUGAAAUACAAUCCACCUGAAACACAGAGGGUUUUAUUUUGAAAAGAAGCAGGAUAUUUUAUUUUGUGUCUGUGCCCGACUUCCUUUCAAGCAUGAGUUAAUUUGUGCUGAAUUUAUCCGGCGUGCUCUAGCAUCCAGAAAAAAUAAAACUCGGAGUCAAGUGAUCUGCAGCAGAACAGAAAGAAGCCGGUGGAAAUUGACACAUUAACUUGAAUGGUUACGAUCAUCUGCGAUCGGCGAAUACGGCCUUUCUGUAGCCAUUGCGGAUGUGGUGGAAAUAUGGGGUAACAGAGGUGGUGGACUAUGGCACUUUUUAUCCCCCACUGACAAUUCAGCCUUGGAUUCCUUUUGACAACAAUUGAAAUGAUGCUUUCGUGCUGAAUCACAGGCUCCAACAUGAACCUCAUGAAACUCAGGAGGGCACCCCCCAAAAUGAAACCAAGUCAACGACCCUGCUAACAACUUUCAAAUGACCACCCACCCCUUUUACAGCUGGAGGACCAACAGAGGCUAUAAAUUUCCAAUUUUGAACUGGAGAAGCCAAAUGUCUUUAAGAAUCUUAAACAAGUCCAGUUGCCCUUUCAACAAAGAAUUGGAUACACUUGAAAAUCUUCAUGAGCCUGCAUUACGCACCAACAGUCAGACAGAAAGUGAAAUAAUCUGCUUUGUCUCAAAGUCCGGUUCACAAAACUUACUGCACUUAGAUCUAUUCAAGCCCAAAUGCCCUUAAAGUUUGGUGAGUUUCCUCUUGUUUUUCUUCAAUUUUAGCUGAAAUUAACUGCUCUCUCAUCUAUCGAGCGCAAAUCUGUUCACUAAUAGAUGAUGAACUGAACGGGAGGAGGACACUUCUUACCAGAGUAUAUGAAAGGUGAAUACAAAUUUGUUACCACCGAAAAACUGUUUCCACCAACUGUCAACAGUCGGCACAAGAUUUCCCAGUAACCUUGCCAGUGUUUGUCAUGAAGAUUUUUGCAAUGAAAUGCAUUUCUUUGUUUCAAAUGAAUGUGCAAAUUGCACUCGUGCAUAAAGAUGCUGUUUGCUCUGCUGAGCAGUUAAGAUUUAUUCAACCCUUUGCAUGUGCUUUGUGAAUUUGUAAGUGCGAUUUUGUCUCAUUUGCACAAGUUUGGCAGGCACAAAAGCAGCACAAACCUUUGGAAGACUAAACGGCUGUGAGUUUGCUAGCCAAGUAGCCAGAAAACAUACCUUUUCAAUCUCUGCUAAACCUAGAUUAUGCAACCUGGAGGUCUUGCAGAUUAAAUCCACCACCUGUCAUUGCGUCCUCAUAUGACCACUAAAAACAAUCUGUUAUCUCAUGUACAGUACACCUUUAGGCAAACGCAAGCUCCCAGAGGAGGGAAUGGAGAUAAAAGAGGAUGAGUUUGACACAGUCCAGUGAGUGAGGACGAAGACAAAGCAGCGCAAAGGAGAAAUUUAGGAAGUACAUUUUUAGAGUGAGAGUCUACAGAGAAAUGUCAUUCUCCUUGGAUCGACAGCUUAUCUUCUUCCUGAAUGAGGCUGAAAGGUCAGGCAGGGACUUGGUAUAUAAACUAAAUGUAUCAAAGGUUUUAACAAGGUCUUUCACCCUCAAAUACAACACAGUUUGGGGAAUGUUUACCAAACCCUAGACCACUAAAGACGAAAUGAUGUCUUGGCAAUAACCUGGUUGUUCUCCACAGGAAAAAUAAGUUUAAAAUGAAAUGUAAGAUGUUUGUAUAGCUUAGUUCAAAACAAUGCUAAAAUGCUGUAGAAGCUUGGGUGUCAUAUUGUAGUUUGGGGUCAUAAUAAACUCAGUUGACAAUGCAAGACUACAACCAUGCAUGUUAACGUUGCUUCUCAGUCCAAUCUGGAUGGAACAUUUAUUGAGUCACCUUUUCAUAGAGAGAAGACCGUCAUCUCGUCCAUCUUUUAUGAAUCUUUAAAACUCUCAAAAACUUUGUGCUGAAAGCUCAAAAAUAGUUUUGACAUUUGGAUUUAAAGUUUGAUGUUGACCAUUGUAUGACAUCAGAUAUCUUUGUCAUACAAGAGAUGCUCCAACUUUAAACCAAUAUAGUAUGUAGUUAUUAAACAAUGGGCGAUCACUGAAGUUGAACAAGAUGUGGGAGCAAAGUUUGCAGAAAGUUUUCUUUUGGUUGUGAGAACAGUCACAGAAAACAGGCCAGCUGUUUUGGCCGCUUCAACAGGGACUCCUGUAAACAAGCUGAAAGAGCUGGAUAUGCAUCUCAAUUACCUGUGAAAUCUGGGACUGGGCUUUCCAUGAGGCCUUCCAGAAAACCUUGGAUUCCCAAGCAGCUAUGAUAGGGAGCGAGCCUCAUACCCUUUUUUUUGCAAAGGUAUAAUGUUUAAAUCAGUCUGUGCUAUAGAGCUUUGUAAAAAGUAACACCAACAAACUUUACGUCGCUGUACAAGCAGCUAACAGAUUAAUAGUGUUACCUGAGGGUUUUCACAAGCACCAGUCCAAGAUAAAGCCUUUUUUAGCAGAAAUCAUGCAAAACUAUUCUAUAGGUGUCCCAGACUGAUAAAGAGACCACACAUUCACUGUGAGUAAAGUGGUGAAUCAACAGACUAUCUAAAAUCAGCAUGGUCAGUUUACUUAAAAACAGAGUGAUGAGCUGUAAAAAGGAAACACAGUCUUAAUUCUAGGAUCCAGAUUCAGCUUUUGGUAUUUGCAAAGUAUUUAAAUGUUCAUGAACAAGACCUCAAAUGCUCUCCAGCAAAAACUGCACCCAUCAUGUAGCUGAACUUUAUCCCUUGUAGAGCAGAGAUUAAUUUUUUUGUCCCUGCAGUCAUCAGGAUGGUUGAUGUAAAAGAUGUCCUAAAUUCUUGGAAACAGGAGUACCAGGGUUACCUGGAAAUCCCAUGGGAGAUCUUGAACUCUUGAACUCUUGCUCUCGUAUUGCCUCUUUGUUUCGCCUCACUCAGGACAGGUCAGGUCACUUCGACAUUAGCUUCCUCCACCACACUGAAUAAUUUAGAAGAGGUCAUGAUGUUAUAUGUGUGUGCAUGCCUGUGCGUGUCCUUUUGUGUCUGGAUGUGUAUCUCAGCCAGCCAUGCUGUAUGUACGAUUGUUGAUGAAUUGCAUCAGUGAAGUGUAACAGAGAGGUUUCCUCGAUCUUCUUGGAGAAGCCCCGUGACCCACGCAGGCUCAGCUUUCAGGUGUGUGACUGAGAAAGGAUUGGCUGAAAACUGACUCAGUGUUUUGAGGAUGUUGUUUCCGUACUUCAGCGUUUGGAUGUUACAGCUACUAAACUCAAGCACCUCAGAUGAGGAGAGACUACAUAGGAGAUUUGGUGCACGUGUCAAUUUUAAAUACAUUGAAGAUAAUCUGGAGCAUAAAAUCGAAACUGAACAGACCUGCUGCUGUUGGUACUUGAUUAUAAUACCACCACUCUGGAGUGCGGGAGGAUGAUUUACAUAGUGCCAGAACUGUUGUCGUAGUGCUCGUGCUGGUAAAUAAAGAGCAUUUAUAGAUAUGACUCACCACACUCAAUGCAUCAUCCUCCUCUUCAAAAGGAUUUCCUGUAAAUAUAGACAUCUAUACCCAUGAUCAUGAAAAUCUGGGUUAGUAAUGUAUCCUGCAAACACAUAUAGUAAGAUGGGGUAUUGAGAUGUAUGUCAGUAUGUUUGAAAUUGUGAAAAAUGUGAUUUGAAUUCCCUGUUCAACCUGUCCUGCCCUUGCCUGUCUGGCAGUCGUGCGGUCACGGUUAUGGCUGAGGGGUUUGCUUUAGCUCUGUGCGCUCUUGAAUUACAGUGACAUCAGUCCACCAAUCUGCUGUGACAUAAGGGUCUGAAGUUACACCGCACCUGUACAGAGAGUGCACCCAUACAUCUUAGUGUCAUGAAUAAUAACUGAAGAGGUGAAGUCAGCGCGGUUCUCUUUGUUUACUUUGGUUAACUUUACCACCAAAGCCUCUGUGGGGCUCCACCUGUACCUUGCUUUAACAAAUAGCACCCCUUUUGUAUAACUUAAGACACUGUCCUAAUGAAUUUUUAAUAUAGACGGGAAAGAUGAGAACUUUUCAUUGUUACUUUUACUCUUUUUUUUUUUACUUUUGAAAUCAGAAACUCUUAACAGUUUGUAUGGUAAAGGGGGUCACACAGCAAUUUUUCAGAUUAAUUGUGUCUACGUUGUGGGGCACUGUGGCUGUAGCGUCAGUUAAUGUCUAAUGCUAUAAUGCUAUAAUGCUGUACUACCUGGAUGUAAACAAAUAGAUAACAGAUGGCAACUUAUAGCAUGAUGGGGUAUGGCAGCAUUAUGAUCUAGAAGCUGUAUGUAGGCUGUGAGCUAUGUAAUCUUGGUACACCCCUAGGCUUUAUCAAGUGUCAGUCAUAUAAAACAUGAACUUCUAAAAACUUUUAAAUGGAGCUGCACAGAAAAAAGAGCACUUGAGCACAAACCAGUCUAACAAUAACUACAUGUCAACAUCCAACCGGGGGGGAAGAAAAAAUUAUAUUUUGUGUAAUAAAUGUCUGAAGUUUGUCCACAGCUCCAUCAAAAAUGCUGGAGGAGGUGGGAUUUAUGACCUGUACUGCAGCCCGUCACCAGAGGGUGCUGUUCUCGCCAUGGCUUUACCCAGUUCUAGAUACAAUCUACGGUAAAAACGCUCAACUAGAACAAUGCAGAAUUAGCACAGGCAUUUGGAUGUUAAACUGUAAGGUGACAUGUACGCUGGUGGUGCUAGCGCUGCUGACAGUAGUCAAACAUCUGAGUCUGUGAUAAUGUGGUGUUACGUUGACUGCGCUCAGUCUCUCUGAAUUGUGAUAUCCCUUUAAACAAGUAAAUUUGUAGGCUCAGAACAUUCCUACAGCAAACCUGCUAACUGCUAACUGCUAACUCUCUGCUCAGGACCAGUGAGAGGAUGACCAUAGAAUGACCACUGAAUUUCCCCUCGGGGAUCAAUAAAGUUCUUCUGAUUUUUAUUUUUAUUCUUAGAUAGUCAUCGAUAGCUGGAUGUGGUUAAAAGGACCAUUUGAAACCAAGCCAAAACUAAUAGGAGAGUAAAUGCCACAUGCAGUAGCUUCAAAUUUUUGGAGUCAUCUCUUUAUUUCUGGUUCCUUGUGAUCAGAAGUUGAUGACUGCAGCAUGAAGUGUUGCUAGAGUCUUUUUCUUACUGUUUUGUCUAGUCAUGUUGGAAAUUCAGCAAAAGAUUCAGCACUUGUUGAGGCGAAAUUUGAGAUGGGUGACCUUAUUUCAGGUUACCAUAGGAUAGGAAGAAAUCACUGCGUUGACUCACUGUAUCCAUGAUAUUUUGAGGACCAGGACUAUUGUGAAGUAAAGGACAGGUUUCAAAAGUUUGAAAUCCUUUGACUGUCCUUGCUUCAACUCUAACUGACGUUCCCCCUCCACCGUGUUUUUGUCGAGUGCUCCCUCUUGUACAUCACUCUACCCUUUUAUCUCCUAUUUCUGUGCAUUAUAUUACUCAUUUUAUCCCAUAUUCAGAGACCCUUCCACCCUUCCUCCCGCUUUUUGCUCCAUGUCACAGUGGAGAGUGAAUAAUUCAUGUUCGGGCUGCUUGCUGGUGGAGAUGAAUCAUGUGAGCAGAGCAGGAUACACGUGCUCUUCUCUGAGUGACUCUUCUCUCCAAAGACCUCGGGACAGCGUAGGGGGAGCCACUGUGCUUCUCCACAGCUCUCUGCAGAGACCACUACUACAACUCCAUCCUGGCUGCAUAACAGGAUCAUCUUAGCUUUAUGACAGUCACACGUGAGCUCUGCCUUCAAAGCCAUGCGUGAGCCUCCCCAGAGACCAGGCAGUAGCUUCUCACUGUAUAUUUACACUCUGCAUUUAGUGUCUCUGUCAUUAGAGCUACAUAUAUUAUCUCAUAAAUUAUGUCUCUGAAAUGAUUCUACAUGUCAGCAUUUAGAUAAUAGAUCUCUUGGAAGAAUAGAUGUCUCUGUAGGGUCCAUUACAACAAUCUCAGCUUUGAUUUAUUGACUCCACUAUUUAUGUAUCAUGUUGGCAGUAACGAUGCCGAAGACGCCAAUCUCUAAAUCUUUUGUUUUUAAAUGUUGCAAUGUUGGCGAUUCAGAUUGGAGUUGGAGACAAUUUUCAUGAUGCUGGACAAAAUAAAGUUUUGUUGUAUUCUACUUUCAUUCUUUUACACAUAUUGCAUUUCAAAAACACAAGACUUCUCCACCCUGUCUCUCGCUGUGUCAACCCCUAUCUCACACAUUUUCAGUACUUGACAAUUAAGGUGUUUUUCAAAAUGAUAGAAGAGUAGUCAUUACCGAUUGAUGCGUAGGUUUGUUAACUUUUAAUUGUGGGCUUCUUGCCGAGAAACCCCUCUAGUACUUUGGCUCCCAACACUCUUUGUGGCACUGUUGCCUCAUCCUAGUCUUAGUGCCAUUUGACUUUUUUCAGUGUUAUUUUUCCUGACUUUAUUACCUUUAUUUGGAGAGCAUAGGGCAGGCGACUGUGAGAGAAAGAGGGGAGUGAUGUGUAAUCUGAAAACACUUGAUAUAUGACUCCAUUCUUAAACAAGUCCAUUUCUGUUGUCCAUAGCCGGGUGGGGAAAUUGCUACUCAGCAGCUGGUUUAUGGCCUCUUGUUGCAGUUGAAUUUGUGGCUGGUAAUAGAACAAUAUGUCGACCCCAUUUACAUGUCUGCCAUUUGAAUACUAAAAGUCUCGUGUUCUGCAGAUUCUGUCCUUUCACUCCUACACACACUUCUUUCUCUGGAGAAACUCCCAGCCUGAGCCGAGCUUACUGUGUCUCUGCACGCAUGUAUUCGUGACAGUUUGUUUAUAUCUGUGUGUGUGUGUGUGUGUGUGUGUGUGUGUGUGUGUGUGUGUGUGUGUGUGUGUGUGUGUGUGUGUGUGUGUUUGUGUGUGUGUACUAUUGUUUGCCUGAACUCUGCUGUCCUCUGAAGCUUGCUGUGUCCUGAUGCACACGUGUUCUCGCUUGAAGUAUUGACAUACUGCAGUGUUGAUGGACCCAGGACAACAAUUAUUCAUAUGGAGGGACCCUCUUGGUUUUUGUGCUGUCACGCUGCAUUAUCGGUCUGCUUGGCUGCUUGACUUGCAGUUGUAUAUCAGUUUACUGGAGUUGUAGAAAAUAAACCAAGUUGCAUAAAAAAUGUGUUUUUAAAAUCUGCGUGUGCUUAUUCAAAAAAUAUUUGUUAGUGUUGCCAUGUUACCUGCUGUGUUGAAAAGACAUUACUAUUUAAUAAUAGACAGAAGGGUAUUUGACUGAUCUCAAGCCACAGCCAGAGAGGGAGAAGGAUUCCCAGUUUUGGAGCCUCAGGUUUCCAUCUUCCAUCCAUCAAUCCUUCUGCACAUGAUGUGGUUCUGGUUCUAUCAGGCAAAAGUGCAAAGUGAUAUGGAUGAAGGCCAGAACCUCCAAGUAGGAGGCCAUGAUUCUCUUCCAGAAAAGGUUGGUUCGCUUUCUCUCAGUGGGGAGUGAGUCCUGUCCCCGAGUGACUGAGUUGAAGUUUUGCUAUGUGGGCAUUGUACUGAAUCAUUGUGAUGAAAAGGGAGGUGGGCUUUUAGGAAAAGCUUUUGGUUUUCCAACAGUCAUCUUUGGAGGUUUUACCUUGCCACUGUUCCCUACUAAACAACACUAUCCAUCUGAUUGUUCUAUGAAUCAGAACUGAACUGGGCAAAAAAGCGUUCAGUUUUGCUGCCACUUCGGCAUGGAAUUCUCUGCAGACUGACCUGAAAUUGUCGUAAUCAAUUUCGCUCAAAGCAUUUCGUUCAAUCUUACAUGACAGACUUUGAGAGACCAUGGAACAGUGCCUGUGUUUUUAAUUAUGUCUCUGGAAGUCAUUUUUUUCUUCUUUAUUAUUGUUUAUUGUUGUCAUGUGUGUUGCCGACCUCUUGGCCAGGUCACUCUUGUAAAUAAGAUCUCGAUCUCAAUGGGUUCUUACCUGGUUAAAUAGAAAAAUUGAUAAAUAAAAAAACAAAGUGUUACUCUCAUGUGGAUGAUAGGAAGAUAGGAGUGGGUCUGAACUUACAAGAUGGAGCUCAAUCUUAUCCCAUCUGUCUUUAUUGGAUGGCAUUUGCUGUAAAUUGCCCUGGGUUAGGGUUGAGGUUAUAAAUAAAAAUUGAUUAAUUAAUCACAAGCUUUCACCAAAAGAAUGACAUCAUAAAUACAAGUGGCAAAAAUAAGUUUCCUUUAUAGUGUGGCUGGACAUCUAUAGGGAGCACUGAGCUGCUAGAAAGGAGUGAGCUGAGGCAGUUAAAGUAUCAGAUGAGGAUGCGUCCUGGGCAUAUCCCUUGAGGUUUUCCACGCAUGUUCAACUGAGAGGAAAACUCGGAUCAGAUUCAAAAGCAAUGAAGGGAUUACAUACAUAUCCCAUCCUGCCUUGUAAUGCCUGGGGAUCCCCCUGAAGGAGCUGGGACAGGGCGACUUGCUAAGCUCCAUUGCCUACGGCGCUGGAUGGAUGGAUGGAUGAGUGGGUGAAUGGAUGGAUGAACUACUAAGAGAGCAGUAGAGAUAGUUGGUAUUGGUAGAAAAAAUCUGUUUUGGCGAUAACAUCUCAAAAUGCUCUUGUCUAUCUUUGUUUCUCCAGGUCAGCCGCUGCUUGAAACCAGGAGGACGAUUCGUUUCUGUGACCUUUGCUGACCCCUUCUUCAGGAAACGCCUCUAUGCUAAAACGGAGUAUGACUGGUCCAUUAAGAAGUACAGUUAUGGGGAAGGCCUGGAGUAUUUUGUGUAUGUAAUGACCAAAGGAGAGGAGCUCAGCCCUGAAGAUGCAGCUUUGGAGAAAAAACUGCUUGAAGACACCGAACCCAAACCACCAACGGUUUCCUCAGCUCAGAGUGAGGAUGAGGAGGACUUCAUCGCUAACAUUGACAUUUAGGAUAAAACUGCAUCAUUUUAAGCAAUCUUUGGGUGUCCAGGAUUUUUAACCUAACCUGUGUUGUAAAUAUGGAAUAUACAAAAUUGUGAACUAAAUUAUGCAAUGACUUUUCUAAACAGAACUGAAUGGAUGCCCAAAGUCUCCUCCUACAAAGUCUUAUUCUGGAGGUGUAUUGUUACGAACAUGAAUUUAACAAUUUUUAUGGUAUUUUUUAUACAGUCAGUUUAAUUUUAAUUACCAGGGACUGAUUUGCACUCAUGUUAUCUGAGUCAUUUUGCAUUUUUUUCUGCCUGUUAUGAUAUUCUGAGGCAGUCUCUAUCAGCUUCUGUUCUGAUGUGCUUCUUAAUUGAAUCUUUUAUCUUUCAUAAAGCAAUUUUACAUCUCACAGUCUUCAUCUUUUCUGUCUUUUCAUCAAAUAGAUUCACCAGUCUGAUUUCUGUGGUGCUGGUCAAGACAUGCCAGUGUUAAACAAUUUGUAAGACGAACUGGCAUGGCUAGACACAGUACAUAAGAGCGCCAUCAGCCUGCAUGUGAAAAUCAGCGUUGAGGCUUGUUAAUAUGUCAGUCAGAGUCGAAUAUUCUUAAGGGGUCAGUCCCACGCCUGUUUUAGAUUCCGGACAAAAGCUGCUAAUGGAGAUUUGCAGUGUUUGACACAGCUGUCAAGCACACAGGAAUUGAGCAUGUAUACACACACCCACACCCUGACAUACAAGUGGUAGCCUUCCCUGCACGUUAUUUGUUGAGGAAACAUGAGAUGAGUCUCAGGUCCUGUGCUUUUGGCUGCUUAAAUAUAGACUAGAGAGAGAGAGAGAGAGAGAGAGAGAGAGAGAGAGAGAGAGGCGUGCAGACAGGCAGGAAGCCUGGUGGCUGGAGGGGAGGGGAAGGGGGGGCACAUUGAUAAAGUAGAAAUCAUUUAUUUUUAAUUUCUUCACUGAGAUGUAAUUACCGCCUAUUUUUAAGACCUGAAAAAAUGUAUGUGAUUUUUCAGAUGGCUCUUCUUUGCUUCUCUGGUUUUUCUGUGGGUGUAACUUGAUAAUUUUGACAUUGUUAUAAGCAAAAAGUUCUCCCACAAGUCCAGUUUAGCAGCUUUCUCACAGUGCUAGUCUUUCUGGUACUUUUUAUUAUGAAACACUCUUCCUGAGCAAAAAGGAGUGCACCAAGCAAGAGACUGAUAUUCAGCCCCUCAUCAGCAAAUGUUACCUGUCUUGUCAAAAGUCGGUUGGUUUUAUAACAUUAACCCUGCUAAGUUUGUGUUACUUACUAACCGAGUCUGAAGCUACACAUCCCAGGAUAAGAGUCCACAUUCUCUCCAAGUGCUUCUCCAUGAAGAAGACAGUUUGACUAACAGUGUGGAUUGUCUUUUGCAGGUAUGUAGAGCUAGUAUGUUCUGGUUUCAUAAGUACAAGGAGGAGGAAAAAAAACAGAAGACAAAGGUGUUAAUUUGCCAGCUGGUUGCUUUGUUGUAGUUAAUUUCUUCAGAUCCAAAAAAAAGCCUCCUACAGUUACUAAUGUGACUGUGGCAGCCAAAAGAAAUUGUCAAAACUUCAAGUAGCACAAAAUAAAGCUGCAAGACUGGCUGUGGCCUGUCCAUCAGGCGUGAGGUUCAGCACAGAGAGUCCACAUGCCAGUUUUUCAUGACUUAGAGUAGACGAGCAGUUGGAAUGCAACCUGAUUAAUUUCUUAAGGAAUGUCUGUUUUUCAGCGAACAGCCAAACUGUCUGCUCUCUUGAGUAGAGAUACUCACAGUCAUGAAGGGAUCUGAUAGGCUGCUCUGGGUAACAUGGUCAAGCACAAGCCCAGGACUGAUGCAGUGUGUAGAUCUGUGAUAUAUAGAUAUAUAACACUGUGGUAAAAUUUACCUAGAGUCCUAAAUGAAGUGCCUAGGCGUGCCAGCUUUAAAAGACUGAUAAAAAAAACAUUUUAACAGCCUUUGACAUGUUUGUUGUAUUUAAAAUAGUGUUUUAUGUUGUUUUUGCAUAUAUUCUUGUUGUAUCUUAUGUUUUUAGUAUGUUGUACUUGAUGUUUGUUAUGUUUGUUGGAUUUAGACCCCAGGAUCAGUAGCAGCUAAUAUUGAUCUGAAUAAAGGAAUAAUCUGUAAGUAAACAUUUUGAGUUUUCUGCGGAGGAAAAAUGCACGUUAAUUUUUUGUUUAAAAGUUAGGAAUUAUUUUAUGAUGAGCCGUACUUUACCAACAAGUUAACUGGCUGUAAACAUGUUCACUUUUUUCUGAAAAAGGGGUUUUCGACUGGUUGUGUAUGCGACUUCUGUUUUUUUGUUUUUGUUUUUUUGCAGCCAGCCCCAAGUGGACAGUUAAGGAACUGCAUUUUUAGCAUCCGCAUCAGCUGCAUUUCUCCAGACUGGAAGUUGCUGCUUGGUGCUGAUAAGUGGAUGGAGUGCUGUGCCUAUUUGUGACAAGAAGGUUAAAAGAACCUUGCACCUAUUUGAUGCAGCAGGGUGCUUAUGUAAGUGUCCUGGGGUUUGAUAUUGACAACAGCGGCUUAGGGGUGCAGAUCAGUCACACUGCAGGAUUGUGAUAUAUAAAACAUUUGAUAGAUUCAACACUCAGUGCGGAUGGAUGGAGGCUGGUGUGACGGUGAAAAUGCAGACAUGGUUUAUCUGACGCAUUCUCUUUUUGUUCUUCAAAGCAUGUUGCAUUCUGCCCUUUUCUCAUCUGGACUAAGUUUAGUCUCACUGCUGUUUCUGCUGUUGCAAAAUUUAGAAAUAUUGAAAUUCAGCGCUCUUUACAUAUGGUUUUCUGCUCCCUUAGCUUGACUGAGUGAUGAGCAAUGGCAGAGACCUCAACAGUGAGAUUUAACUUGACUGGACUUUAGUUAUAUAAUCACAGAGCAGGGCACAGGCCUCAUGCAGGAGAGGUUUAGUCAUCAUUUUUCUCUUAAGCACAGGCCGUUUUUCAUCUCGUGCAUUUUUUUUGUUCCCUCAGCUGAUCACCUGAGUCAUCCAGGUGUCUUAAGGCCAUGAUUUAAUAUAGUGUGCUGUGUCUUUAUAUACGAAAGCAGAGCCAGAGUUUUCUCUCCUGCUGCUAAUUGUCCUCCAUGCUUUGUUGCUCAAGGGCAGCAACAUCACUAAUCUACCGCAUGCUCAAUAUUUUUUCCCUCUCACUUUGUCUCUGUGUUUCUGCCUCUGUUUAACUCUCUUCUUACCACCAGCAGCUCCACCUUGUCCUCUGUGUCUGCAUCGAUCGGCCCUGAGUGCUCGGAUGUGUGGGUGUUAUGUGAGGACUUGUACAAGUCAAAAGGUUGACUGCAUACUUUAACAAAUCUCUGAGUAAUAGUUACCACAUUGUGUUACUUUGUAUUCAAACUUCAUCUUGACAGCACUAUAGCAUAGCCUAUUUGUAUUCCCUAAAUAUACCCGCUCUGAUUUGUUGCUGCACCCAGUGUAUCCUUCAAUAUCCUUUAGGGACAUUUUCUUUUCUUCUUACAACCAAGGUCCUGCGUCAUGAAGAAAUUCUCCAGCUGUUCAUUUCUGAGGUCUGGGCAUGCAGCAGCAGAUAUUGAAAAGUGUGAUUAUUUUACCAGCCAGUAUGCGGGGUAGAGCCUCUUUGGAAUUUUUUUCAUGGAUUAUUUCAAGGAGAUGUGUCGUUUUAGUGUUCUGUUGUGUCAGAACCAGGGAUUGACAGAUCAGGGCUGAAGUUCUGGUCCAAAAUUGUGGUAUUAAUUAAUUGAGAUUGCAUGCUAUUCGGAGACACUGGUUAAGCUGCUGCUGUUGCUUGGAUGGUCACUGGAGCUCCUAAAAAGAGUUGUGUGAAAAACAGUCGUAUUAACAAAGAUAUUAGAUGUCGGAGUGGAAUCAUGAUUAUCUUGGAAUGACUGCACACCAUAUUGGCUCCAGUUGGACAUUGUGCGUAUGUACAUCUGCAUGUGAAACAGUCUUAUUAUUUAAAAGAAAUGCAACUCAUGAAAGAGGCAGAUAGAGCAGACUGAGGAGAUGUGAGUUCAAAGUUAGCACUGAGAUGCAAACAACACAAUGUUGUAUCAGUUUUAAUCAUCAAUUGAAAAUGCAAAAUUUGUUCAGCUCUUUGCAGUUGGAGUGUAAAGGAACAGGAACUGCAGAUUUCUAAUGUGGCGUUGUUGCAGAUUGGAAAAGUUAAAACUGCUUAAAUUUUGACAGUAGAAAAGGAUCAAGUAACAAUGAAAUCAAGUAGUUUUUCUCAUGUUUGCUGUUGAGUCACUCCAAUCAACAGGGAGUUAACUUUGACAUUUUUUGUGCUUCAUUUGCUGAGGUUCACUUGCAAAGCAUAUGCAAGGACACAUCAUCAUUAGCAGGCUCAUUUUCAGUUGUUUUGUCAGCUUGGAUUGUUCCAUAAGGUGAAUGGAACAAAGAAAGCAAAAUUGUUUUCAUAGAAUGAUUGAAAAUCUCUACUGUACUUUAGUCUGUUUGUUAAAAAUAAAUGUCAAAUGCAAAAGAAAAUACAAAACAAUGUGACAGUAUGACCAUUAUUAGAAGAAAACUUGUAAAAAUAGCAAUGAUAACUCUUAAGAGUGGAAAGUAUUUUUUAUGGUCCAAUCAUCAUAAAAGUACUAAAAAUGGUCAGUAGCUGAGCCGAACUUGAGUUCUUCAUUAACCUACAGCUGUAAACCAGAGUGAUUGUGAUGAGGAAUCAUCAGUUCUCUUUGCGAGUGUAUUGCAGUGUGCUGUAGUCGAUGUAGUAAGGACGAAGAGAAAGCUCUGCCUCUGCUUUCAGCAGCUCUGUAUAUCGGCCUGUCUCCCUUGGGGCAGUAUAAUGGCAUGGUAUACUGUAUGUCAGGCUUAUGUAACUCUGGAGGAAUAUUAAUGGAUGUCCACUCAGGAUGGGACAAAAGUGGAAUCAGAUCAAAGCUGUUUGUCCUCUCUGCACAUGCUCAGUUUGAGCUUACAACUGAGUGUUUUUGUUCGCUGUGUGUGUGCUCAUGUAUUUAGUAAAGAUAGCAGGAAAAAAAACACACAACAAUAACACUCAACAUGCGGCUUUGGCAUUUGGUCUGUUUGUCAGUCAUGAUUAUAGAUCCAUCUAUUUUAUUUCUGCAUCAACAGUUUGGACAUUUGGGGGAUGUGUUAACUUUUCUGCGAUGGCCCAGAACAUUUUGAACUCCCAUCCAAAAAGGAUUUUUAUGGAGGCUUGACUACAUUUUCAGCUCAAGCUACCAGUCACCUGACCUCUGACCUUAAAGCCGCAGACAGACAGAUGCAAUGUCACAGGGCAAAUCAAUGGAUUAUAAUCAUUCUCAAAGGAGAGUAGAAAAUCCAGCCUAGAUUAGCAUGAUGGAUGUGCAGCAGUGUUGUUUGACCAUUCCCACUGACUCUAUUUCCAUAGAAACAACUUGACCUCAACUUUAUGCUAAUAGAUCUGUCUAGAGCAGCACACUAUGCUUGGCUUACUCAGAUCCAACUUUGAACUAAGCUGUGCUAAUCAAAUAUAAAUCUAGAUAAUGUUCCUGUGUCAACAGUUUUGCAUCUCAGGGGGUCACCAGAAACAUAACAGAUGUCUGUUUAGCCAUAAAAAGAGAACAUUUGUUCCUCAAUUGUACUUUUUUCUGCUUUGCACAACAGCCAAAAUCAAGAAAUUCAAUAUUUAUGUCUGCAUAUAUUGUUAUUAGAAUAUCUUCUUUGAAUCAGAACUAUAGCUCCAAGACUUUGUUUGGACAUCUCUGUUAUCCAUUGUUUGGAUAACAAAGAGUGAUUUUUUAAAGAACUUAAUUAUUUCUUUACAUUUAUAAAAGAAAAUGUGACAAACUGGCCCAAUGUAAUAUUUACAAAAUAGAAACUAAAUUUAUGUUUGCUUGUGUGGGGUCAAUGAAUCAAAUUGUAAAUCCUACACGGCAAUAAACAAGAUAUUUUGCAAACCAGCAUUACAGUACUUUUAAGUUUUGUGAUAAAAUCACAAACAUGUUAACAAAAAUAUUUAUUUAAAGAUGAUUUCAUUGAUCUAAAAUUGACAUACGGUGUGUACAGCUGAUGACUUUUCACUGUCGGCGACAAUAUGGCCAAGAACCCCCCCAAGCUGCCCUUGUGUCUGUUCCCAGUCCCUUUUUUGCCACAUUGUCAACAGGCAGAAAGGAAAUGUAUUAGUUUGAUACGACAUCUUUCGGUCCCGACUUGUGCUUUUGUUGUUGAGAAUGAAUCACCAUAGUGACGGGGAUUAGACCAAUCAGAACUGAGUAUUUAACACUGUCUGGUAGUAACUCUUGCACUUGCCACACGACUUUAUUUGACUGUGUGAAGUUAGCCUUGUUUACAAAUGCACUUUGUACUCUUUGUUAGUGCAGGGUGGAGAUAUAGGACCAGACACAAUCUGAUUUUUUGUUAAUUGUGACAUUUAAAGGCACAGAGCCUUUUAGACUACAUAGACUUUUUCACUCAUACAUAGAAAUGUUCUGAUUUAAAGAUAUUUGAUGGGAUACUCCAGUCUCAAGUUAAAUUAUAAGGUUACAAGUCAGCAUCAAACCAGUAAUGGGUUAGUAGAAGCAGUCUUGAUAGUGAGACAGCGUAAAUUAACAGUCACAACCACAGUCACAAACAUCACAGGGAGAGAGGUAGAGUGGCGCUAACAUGGUUCAAUAUUUGCCCAAAUAUGUCCAUCCUCUUCCGGGCUUCCAGGGCUGCCCAUUACUGUGAAAAGUGUAAUCGACCAUGACCGCGCGCACUCAGACACACACACACACACACACACAGCAUUAACAGCAACAACAAAAACA